Messenger RNA from Porites lobata, 54859 nucleotides. Lineage: Eukaryota; Metazoa; Cnidaria; Anthozoa; Scleractinia; Poritidae. The record is from the annotation of a GenBank genome assembly.
AUGACGCUGGUUCACACGCGCGCAUUACUGAGUAUUGAGGAAAUAGAAUCUAAAGGUCUCUACUUGUGUUUCGCAGGUUGCCCCCAGGACUGGAUUCAAAUCCUCGGCUGCUGUUACAGAGCCUUUUCUUACGCACUGGAUUGGUUCGCGGCAGAAUCGGCCUGUAAGGCAAUUGAAUCUAGUCUUUCUAUGGUGACUUCACGUGCUGAACAAAAUGCCCUUGGCUCAUUUCUAACACAAAGCGCGUGGACUGGUCUGCACAAGAAUCCCAGUCACAAUUCAAGUGGGGUUGGUUUGGUCAGUGGUUCACAAGGUAGUUACGGUCAUGAAUUACGCAGUCAAUUGGAAAGUUUAACGGGCGAGGGAGAUUGUGUAGAGAUAAAUUCGAAGGGACAUCUGAAAAAUAGAGACUGUAGUCAUCACCAUCGUUACCUUUGCACAAUAUCGGCAGGUAAGUAAGAAAAUAUCAUGUGUUUCUGGAAGAGUUAGAAUUUCUGUUCCAGAUUAUGCUUGUGUAUAUUGUAUAAAGGUGCCAGUCAAGAAUCUUAAAAAAGGUACCACUCUCUUGAAAGAAAUGGAAUAAAAAGAAGACAGAAAAAUUAAUACUCGAUAGCAAGGUCCAUUAACCCCAACCGGAGCGACCCACUCAUAUACUAAUCACGGCGUUUCCACAAUCAUCAAGUAAUUUUAGAUUCAUUGUAAAGUACUUUUUCCAGCAAAAAUAAAUAAGCCCCCGGUAAAAAGCACGAAAUGAAUUUUACUUUGCUUAUCUUUCACACUCUGUCUAUAUAUAUUUUCAAAAGGAACUAAGUGCAGAAAACCUUCACUGCGGGAUGAUGUAGUUGUUUCACCUUCCGAUUGUCUUUUACCAACUCACCCACAUGGAAAGAUUUGCUCUUUUUACUGCGCCCGUGGAAAUCAAAUCAGCGGUCCAUCAUCUGCUCGUUGCGGGAUUGGUGGAUCAUGGAGUGAAGAUGCCAACACCAUCGUUUGUGAUGGUUUGUAUCUCGAUUGUUUAAGUUUUCCUUCUCCCCUCAAUUGUAGCGUUAAAAAUAAGCCAUUGUUUACAAUUUUUUGGAUUGCUGUCAAUCCAACCCGAAAGCUAUUGAGUUUUGCAGAUUAGAGCUUCCAGAUCAAGGUAUUCUUCCAAUUAGUAAAUGGGACGCCUUAUACCAAGUUUAUGCAGCAUUUUUUUAAUUGUCAUCUUUAUAUAAAUAAUCUUCAGUUUUAAAAUAAUCAUCACCACACCUGCAGCCAACACUGCCACCACCAUUACCACAAUUAUCGUUAUGAUCACCGUCAUUACCAUCAUCAUUAUCAUCAUCAUCAUCAUAAAAAAAACAACAACAACAUCAUAGUGAUAAGUAUUGCUACAAUCAUUAGGACCACAUCAUCUUUAUCAUCAUUACCUUUUACAUUCAUCAAACCCAGCUGCAUCGGUUAAUGUCAUAGCCAGAUUAUCCAGUCAAAGAAGAGUGCUGUCCGAGAGCCGUUGUUGUUUGUUUAUAUUCAAUAGAAUGUGAAGAAGCUCUCGGUAUGGGAGACGGAGAGAUCUACAACGGGCAAGUCAUUGCUUCUUCGCAACUGGAUGCCGAGCAUGCAGCCAUCAACGGUAGACUAAAGGCUAUAAGAACUUCAAAUAAAGUACGAUCGUGGUCACCUUAUACCAAUAAUGUUAAGCAAUGGUUGCAAAUAGAUCUGGGCAGUCAAGAGCGUAGCCUUGUAGCAAAAAUUGCUACUCAAGGGGAAAAUACUAACAGCACGUGGGUCACACAUUACACAUUACAGUACAGCGACAAUGGAAAUAAGUUCAAUGUUUACAAACAGCUAGGACAAGGAAAAGAAAAGGUGAGAGGCCUCUUCUUCGCGAUCGCCAAAGUUAAAAAAAGCAGUUUAGCCGGCAUUUCUCCACCAACCUUUAAAUACGUAUAUAUUUUUCUCGUGUGCACAUUUGGUCAGAGUAAAAAUAUGUCUGGCAACCCGCUCCCUUUGAGGAAUGCAGCAAGAAAUGAAUUUAUUGACUGAAUUUAACCCAUGUGCGUACUACCUGGAUUUUUCAGGUGUUCGAUGGCAACACAGACCCGGAUACCAUUGUUUCUCAUAAACUAAAUCCACACAUAACAGCACGGUACAUCCGUUUCCUACCAACCGCUUGGCAUAAACACAUCUCUAUGAGGGUGGAACUCUAUGGAUGUAAAGGUAAUUAAUAAACAGAUAACUUUAUUUUUAAAACAUUUCCUAAUUAAGUUUAAAUCUCAGACUUGGAUGUAUGAAGUGGACGCCCAUCCCCAACCUCCCUAAGCAGUUUACAUUUAUCUCAGAUACCUUUUGACAAAACUUGGCAACGCACGGUUGCUUAUUUUGGUUACGAGAUAUGAAACUAUUAAAGGAGAGAGUUCAAUCUAUUUCCGAACAGUUUUUUACAGUUUUACCCUGAAUAUGGAUAUUAUGGUAACAAACGAAUAAAAGUGACAAAGUAUAACAUGAUACACGAUAAAUUACCAAAAGAAGGAAUGUACAAAAGAAAAUUCUCUUUAGCAUUAGAAGAACUGAGUUAAUAUUGAGAUUCAAUUUUAAAAAUAAAAUCUUUCAUGAGUCAAUCUAACAAAUGAUCUUUCCUUAGGGACACCAAAAUAUGGCCACUGGUUCCUAGACGGUUCUGAUUUAGAUGUAAGGUUAGUAUAACAUAUAAAUAACCUACUGAAGACACGUUAUGACAAUGAUGAUGAUGAUGAUGAUGAUAAUGAUGAUGAUGAUAAUAAUAAUAAUAAUACUCAUAGUCACCAUCAUCGUUAUCGUCAACGCCUUUCAUCAUAGAAGAUUUAUCCAUGAUAAUGUUCUCCAUGCAUUUGACAGAUAUUCACAAGUCACUUUGUGCAUGAACGGAGACUCCCUCCAUAUUUUCUCGUAGCUUCCAAAAACUUCGAAAGAUUUCUUGUGGUAUGCUUCUUUUUUAAGCUUAAUAUUUCAUAUGGAUUUAAACCACAGGCAAAACAUCGGAAUUGUUCGAGGCAUCGUGAUGUCACGUGCGACAUGUGAUCCCAUUAUAUCAACAUCUGGGAUCAAAAGGUGUAAAAUUCUGUGUUUUGCGAAGCAUUUCUACCGAUCACUUGAAUGAAGCCGAGCGCGGGCUUUAUGAAAUACAGUAAAUGUAUGGGAUCACAUGUCGCGCGUGACAUCAAGAUGCCUCGAACAGUUUGGGUGGUCCGCCUGUGUUUAAACAUUAAUUACUAUAAUUUUCAUUUCGUAGAUUUUUUGGUGCGGUCAACUACACUGAAGGUUGGUGCCUUGGAAGUAAAGCGGCGUAUUUCAGUCAAAAAGGCUCCUUUGUUACUGUGCCCAAAGUAAACAUUACAAACUGCGACUUUACAAUUGCUUUUUGGAUUAAAUCCGGUGAUACAGAGGGACCUUUAAUGGCGAUUUGGUCUGUGAGCAGAAAACUAUUUUACGCGGCAAUAAAGAAUUCCAGUGUCAUCUUGUCGAUACAUAACACUAUAGCAAAAGCAAACUUCGCAAUCAGUGACUGGAAUCAUGUUGCCAUAAUCUGUGAGGAGUCUAAGAUCAAGGUGUUUGUAAAUGGAACAGAAAUUUUAACAAAGGAACAAUGGAACGAGUUCUUCUUCUUAACGUCAGACCAUCUUGAGACGGAAAAUGUGAUAGGAAAUCAUCCAGUCCUGUUCAAGUUGCCAUUGGUAAAUAAACCUUUUGUCGGGGCACUGAUGGACCUUCAUGUAAUCGAAACUGCCUUGUCUGCAAAUCAGAUUUCUGACUUGAGCAAAGGUAAUCUGUUUAGCGAGUUUAACCAAAUGAGUUUUUGAGUGACGCACGUCGACUGGAAGUGAGACGUUUUCGUUCUUGAUACAACUUGACGCUGCCGAAAUCGUAAUGCCUCGUUGUCGUGCUCUUAUAAGGGACUUUUACGAUCGGCGGACGACGCGACGGCAGCGUAAACGUAGCUCCACUCGGGCGCAAAUGAUGCUACUCGGGCUACAAAUAAACUAUAUGCCCUCCAAAAGUCAUUUGAUUGUCCUAGUGUUCUAUAAAUGCAUGCGGAUUACACUUAAAAAACGGAAGUAAUUUUAAGGUGGUCAAGAACGUGAGCGUCUUGUUAGACGAGAUGUCUAGACGGGGCUGAUUAAAGCAGCUGGAGUGACAACCAUGCAGUCGCGAAAGAAUCCCCAUAUUUUGGUGCUGUCAUCUUAAUUGAUCAGAAACAAAAGAAUUAAACCGAAUCCCUUGUAGCCUACACACAAGUAAAUAACUAACUGAUGACGAUAUAUUUUUGUGAACCUAAGGCACGCCGAAAACUCCAGUUAUUAACAAGAAGGAAAGCAAGUUAAAUGGUUGCACAGUAAACCUCACAUGGAGUCGUGACGUGUGUGCCACUACGAAGAACACCAUACGCUUUAGGGUGAUAAAUCCACAGGGCUACAGAGCAGAACGCCGGCUACAAGAACAUACUUCAGCGAAAUCAUAUCGUCUAUUGACACUUGACUGCGACAAAAUCUAUCAGAUUGAAGUGUCUUCGUGGAUUGGAGAACUCCAGAGCGACUGGUCUACUCCUUGGCAAGUUCGAACUAACUCAUCUAAGAUAGAGCAGCAAACACAAGACGUCUACUGUAAGUACUGCAAGGGAACAAAAUAAUUAUAGAUUGCCUUAACCCAAGCUGCUUAGGGCCUCGUCACCCGUCGUUGCGUGACUAGUCAAAACACCGUCUACGUGGAAGGCUACUUCCCCCAGGACAAGUAAGGCUUUAUACCCGUUCAGAGCCGUAAAGUCAUGGAUGAUGCCAUUAAAUAAGAAACAAACCAGAAAAUGCCGGCCGCAAGAAAAAUCGUCCUAGAUGUACUUAUAAUUAAUUCAUCUCUCUAUUAUCUUGAUCAGGGUAAAUGGAUGAGCAGGUCAUUGCCACAAUAAUGAGCGACGUAUAAUAUAAGUCACGUUCAUGCAAACGAGAAAAUUUUCUACCUUACCCUACGCGCACGGUCAUUAUUAUUCAGAAGAAGGCCUAACUAACUGUGCAUUAUCCUCUUCAUAAUGUCCGUCAAUAUUUUUUUAAAUAUAGGGAGAUUCUACCUAAUGAAGUCACAAAAAUUCCGUGAAAGAAGCUUCAUUACCCGAACUGAUAAAACAGCACGAAAUUCCAAGGCAAAGGCAUAGUUACUUGAUAUGAAAAAUCAUUUUAAACUUGAAAAAUCAAGUCAAAUGAAGCCGUCUUUUUUACAACAGACCUUUUUGGCCACUUCCGCAGGCGAGAUGGGGAAAACAAAAUAGAUUUUAAAAGUGAUAUAUGCCAAAAGUUCAGAAUGCAAAAAAAUACAAAAACAAACUCCCGUAACCGAGACAAUAACACCUAUCCUCUUAUGGAUGACGUACAUGUAAAUUGCAUGCAUUCCAUAUCUUUUACAUUGAUUUAUUUCUGUCUUUCUAGCUAACGAUGACGCUAUAAAAGCGUUGGGAAUAGUUCUUGGAAUCACUGCUACUCUUGCGGCAGCAAUUCUCGUAGGGAUCUACCGAAGGAGGCAAAAAAGGGAAGAACGGUAUGCUUUAAUGGCACUGAAAAGUCAAGAGGGUUUACUCAACGCUUGUUUACAAAGUUGGACACUAACACUGACACUCGCGUCAUAUCCGACAAUUUCUUCGAAAAGUAGUCCUCCGAGGAAAUAUAAUAGUUUUUCUCGGACUCGAAAAUCGAUUUGUUGUCUUUUUUUUUGCGCGGUGUAUUUUCCGAUUGACGAAAGAUCUAAAUACAAAAUCGGGUCAACUUUUCUGUUCACCAUAUGUUUUCGUUAGAAAACCGGGCAGACAAACCGUUACGUAUAAACUGGCCUUUAAAUUAUACAUUACAAUAUGUGCUACAGGCCGUAACCUUAACAGGAAGGUGCAGUGUGUUUCUUUCGUUUGUUUGUUUUUCUGGUUUUCGCUUUAAAUACAGACGACAGGUACGUAGCGUGCUCGGGCUAGAACGAAGACAGACAUGCGCACUGGACCCCCGUUUCAACUCUAAGUCAAAUUGUACUCAAGGAAAUCGAGUCACUUCUAUUGGUCUCCAUAAAAAGGAAUUUUCCGUAAUGCGUCCAAGCAACAGAGGCAACGAAGCCUUUCGAAAAGUGGGGGUGGGGCGCACGUGCUCAUCAAAGGGUCUUUUGUACACGGGUUUCCCUGUUCAAAGAACCCAAUAAGGGCGAAACAGGUGUCCAUGGCUGCCACUGCCCAAAUUUGACCACCGCCUUGUUAGCUCAGUUGGGAGAGCGCUGGUUAGCUGAGCGCGUUGUUCGUUGUGAAGAUUGCGAUUUGUGACAAUGCAUCAGCAGGCAUUUGUUUAGGCGGUCCUGAUUUAUGAUACUUUUUAGGUAACAAAUCGUCUAGUGAGGGCACGAAAUGUGCGCUUUGCAGUUGCCGAUGUCCCAGUUAAUGUCAAAUACAUCCGUAAUGGCGAUUGCAGACUUUUAUCGGGGGGGCGGGGGGGCUAGGGACCACCCUGCUCCUCCGCUUACGCAGUAAGAAAAACCGUUCUUCCGACGCAGUUUCUUCAUAAAUCGAUCAUGUACAAAACACAAUUUUUUACUAAUAUUGGAUGUUUCCUAUUUAGAUCCAAGAAAGAAAUUGUUCAUUUUAUUUUACUGGAAGUCCCGCACGAGCGAGUAACCUUCAUGGAGGAACUUGGUCGAGGGGCUUUUGGCAAGGUUCAUAAAGGUGUGAUGAAGGAGGUAACAAACGCAAAUAUAUAUCCCGAUACCAGUAAAAGAAAUCCAAAUGUACAUUCCAAGAACAGCCUACGAACAUUGAAGGGCAAUAAGGGACGAAUUGUUGCUGUUAAAGUCCUUCUUGGUGAGCUACUAAGCCAUUUUCGAUGAAUGUUUACAAAUCAUGUUCGAUUAGCACGUUGUUAACGUAAAUGAAGUUUGUGUAACUUUAGUAUAGUCGAUCGAAGUUCACUUCCAUGUGGGAUCAAAGGUUUCUCUUCCGACAAUCUGGCGGACUCAUAAAACCUGGUCUCGGUCGUUCUUAUUGAAGGAUUUUCUUCUUCUGUCGCCAAAGAGGCCGUUGAGGAGAGCUUCCGCUGUAUUUUUUGCGUAUUGUUGUUCUCAAGUUAAAAAUCUAUUCAACUGGUGCUCCAUACUAGUCCAAGGAGGGGAGGAUCGUCACGUGACAAAACCUAAUCACGGCUGUGUAGCAGACUACAAUCUUGGACAAAAUAAAAUGGAACAGCAAACCCCCAUCCCCCCCCAAAAAAAUCAAGGAUGAAGCCGCGCGAAGGGCAAAAACGCGCCAUUUUCGCAUCCUUGAUUUGGGGGGGGGGGGGAAGUCUAGGUUUUCCAUUUAUUUUGUGCAAGAUUGUACCUCCAUGCAGGACCGGAGUCUUCCUGUUCCUCUGCGGUCUCUUCUGCCUCAGACUUGAGCUUAAUCAAUAUGCCAUGUCACUUCCUUUGCGUGGGUAAGCAGCUCACAAACCCUCUAGAUAUUGUUUUUCUUGACUGAUUUUAACUGAUAUCCUUUUGUUCAUUAACUCCCGUUUCUGUUUAGAAAAUGCUGGAGAGGAGGAAAAACGACAGUUUCUUCAGGAAAUUGACCUAAUGAAGGACGUUGGAUCGCAUCGAAACAUUCUUACCUUGUUCGGUUUUUGGACUCGGUCAGAGCCCAUUAUGUUGAUCAUGGAGUAUGUUCCUCACGGAGACCUUCUGAAGUGGCUUAGAAACAAAAGGCAGCAAAUAAAGCUUGUUACUGUAUGUAUCGAUUUUUUGCCAUUUUCUCACUAAUAAAAAUUUAUAUCAGCUUAUUUGUUGCCCCGUUUCAUUUCCUAUAAAUGUAUAGCUUGGAGCAUUUCUCAAAAUGUAAAGUAAAUUCAAAUUUUUUGAACAUGUCUUCAAUUCCUGUUAACUAAUUAAUUUAUGAAGCAUUGAUAAUACAACCAGAAACAUGACAACGACUCUUUGGGUUAAAAAAUGAUAAAUACAAGGGAGAGUAGACAGUAUAGUGUACCAUGUUGAAAUUUAGGUAUAGAUAUAGGUGUACGUAUAGGUAUAGGUAAAUCAUUAAUAUUCACAUACGUUUCUGCAUACUAAUUUGGUAUAGGUAAAGUCUCAGCGUUUCACGUACCGUUAGUCAGUUAAUUAUGCGAGUUCGCAAGCCCAAAGUUGAAUACAAAUCAGCUCUACAGUAAGAACCCAAGGGAGCACCUUGGCGUGUUUUUAUAAAAACACAAAACAAUUAAUAAAUUAACAAGGAUCAAUUGAAACACGCGACUAAUAAAUCGCAAUAAAACGAGCCACGUUUCUUAAGACACAGCUUUAUGAUCAACUUUAUGAUCCUUUAUUAAAAUAAUUGCAAAAAUAUUAGAUUAAAGAUUCUAUUAAAAUAGUCAAAGAAGGCAAGCAAGGAUCAUAAAGUUGCGUCUGGUUUUAUUGCGAUUGAUUAUAUAGUCGCGUGUUUCAAUUGAUCGUUGUUAAGGUAUUAAUUGUUUUGUGUUUUUAUAAAAAUACGUCAAGGUGCUCGCUUGGGUUCUUACUGUAGAGCUAAUUUGUAUUCAACUUUGGGCUUGCGAACUCGCAUAAUUAACUGACUAACCGUACGUGAAACGCUGAGACUUUAGUAGUUUUUCUUUUCCUCGAGAAAGAACGGAGGAAACAGUUUUGUAAUAGUCAGACAGAAUUGAAAUAAAGAGUCUUCAGCUCUACUUUCUGUAUGUGUGUGUAUUUUGUUUAUAUAUCCGAUUUUUAGCGCUAAAUAAAAGACAUAAGCCGUUUCUUGCGUUGCUAGGUGAUCGCUCCUUUUAUUCCUUUUUUUUAGAUAGACCUUCCGGCAAACCGGCCUCAAGUUAAUUACCGGGCCAGUCUAGGCAAGCCUAUUGUGCAUAUAGUAGUAGAAAGACGCUCAUUAGUAAACCUAUACCCAAUUAGUAUGCAGGACGGUAUGUGAAUAUUAAUGAUUUACCUAUACCUACACCGAAUUAGUAUGCAGGAAGGUAUGUGAAUAUUAAUGAUUUACCUAUACCUAUACCUAUAGGUGGUUUUCAUGCAUUCUCGGGAGACACAAAUAACAAUGGUGAAAUGAACAAAUGCUGGUGGACAAUUAAAGCGAGCUAAUGAGCGAUCUUUUGUUUACCGUCCACCAGUAUGGCGGCGAUGACGUAACGUGAAAACCACCUAUACCUACAUCCGGUUAAGUUUCAACAUAGUAUCCUACUGUAGACACUCGGACGAAAGGGGCGGACGUAUAUGCCCUACUCAAAGGUUUUCCUCUAAUUUGUUUUAACCUGAAUUUUCGGCAAAAUUUAGGGUGACAGCAAAGAUCAUAGCCAUUGUAAAUGAAGCAACUAGCUGCAACGCCAUUUCCCACAACAUUUCUAUCACCUUGCAGAGCUUGUCGCAGUCUAUAAUGAAAGACUUUUGUAUAUUUAAAACACCUAAGGAGAGCCAAAACCACUGCAGUGGAGAAAGAAACACUCUUUUAACUGUAACAAGGGAAAUGUAUGAAUUUGCUUUUACAUUCUACAUCCUAAGGUUGAUAUCGUUUUCUUGAAAACCGGUAAUUUAUUUGGUCUGAAAUCAGAAAAUAUUAUUUCUAAAGAAAGACAUAUCUUAAGCUGUAGCUAUGUCGUAUGGUUAUUGGGCUUUCGUCGGUGUAGAAAAUGAUCUUUUGGCUCGGAUAAAAUUGCUUCACCAGUCUAUACUAUAUAGAAUAUUAAUUUGUAGACCAAAUCAUGUUUGAACUACUUGCAGCUUACGAAGCAGAAUAAUGACCAUACCGAUGUCUUAGAAAGUCAGAAGAAAAACAUGGAUGGUCGAGAGAUAAAAGAAGGAAAGGUCAAAAAUGAAAAACAAGGGGAAAAUGGCUCCAAACAACUGCAAGAACUAGAAAAUUCACACAAAUCCAAGGAAACCGAUGUUGACACCAAUGUUGAGCGCCUACUUGAAAUACUACCUCCGUGUUCAACUUUGGAAAAAGAAGAGACAGCAUCGCUGGGGCAGAGCUCGAGAAAUCUCCCAGAAGUUGCUGCAAGCCUUGUUAUGGUAGGAGGCGAAGGACUCACUCAUCAGCUCAUGUCCUAUGACGAACCGAAGGGAAGCGAUGGAAUAACCCUGUCUAUAGAAACAGAGGAUAGGAAGAGCGACGCUAAUGGAAAGCAAAAGGAAAUAGAAAGUUCGGAAAACGAGAAAAGCAAGUCCAAAGGUGAUGCCAUGAAAGUAUACGUAUCAUCUCCAGAAACCAAACCUGGUAAAGAAGAAAACGAAAAGAGGGUACCGUCAUUACCACCGAUCUUUAAAGACGACCAGUUUCCUGAAUUCCAUAAAAGGGCCACAGUGAAAGCCUCUACAGAGCACGACGAAGGCACUUGUGACAUCGACAAUAAAGAUCUCGUUUUUUCUGCAGAUGAUCUGAUGAGUUUUGCGUGGCAGAUUGCUAGAGGAAUGGUAGGUCAAGUCUUUGCUAUGGGAUAGGAAUCAUACGAACAAACACUAACAAUACAUCUGAAAAUAAAGAUUUUGUUUUUCGCCUUAAGUUUAAUAUAUAUUCGACAGCGACUAUAACGUGAAAUAGGGGCACCUCUGAAACUAUCGCACGUAUAGUACAACCUCACAUCAUACGCGUUGCACACAAACCGAUAACCACUUUACGACGACGAAUUACCAUCGUCAAAGACAAAAGAAAAACUGGAGGACAGACAGGGAGCAGUUCACAAGAUAAAAAGCUACAACUGCCAGGCUACUUACAUUGGUAAGACCGACAGAAACCUUAGCACGCGACCGACUGAACACAAACGAGCCACAAGAAAUGGUUAUGUCAUCACAUUGCUAAACACCAUUUACAGACGAAACAUCAAAUCAGCUUGUAUUACGUAAUCUACAUACUACUAUCAACGACCCAUUUUAGAACGCUGGUUUACAAACUUAGAGCAAAUCCCACUGAAUCGCAAUCAACAGUUACCGGCACCAUACAAGUUACAAGAGAAUGACUGGACGACCGACAAUUUGACUAACAAUAAACGACUGUUAAACUCUGACAAUACACGGAUCGAAACGCACCAUAGUCUUCACAGAGUCUUCAUAGCCAAUAGAAUUACGGCUUAAUUGGCAGACGACCAAUGACAUCGCGACUUAAUUGACCAAACAGGCCAAUAAUCUGAACUGACGUAAUCCAACUCACUUUAACUCUGAAGAUGACUCCCACACAGGUUGUCGAAACGUCAUCCAGUCACUGUCAAAAAAAAGCCUUUUAAAGACUUCGUUCACCCCAACGAUCAAGGUUGAAACUACUUAUGAAAUGACUCCUGGGUUCACACCUUUCACAGUUAAAAUAAUCUGUUGCCCACAAAAAGGGGUUAAAAACUACUCAAAAAAUGGCCUUACCUUGUUAUGUUAUGUCAGAACUGGUAACAAUGGUAACAAGCAAAAUCUGUCUAAGAAGUAAAUAAACAGCUACAAUAAAGAAAUGGCUUCAGGCAAAGCGCUAAUAAGUAGCUAGAAAAGGCUAAGUUUUUCUCAAACUUCCUUUAGGAAUACUUGGCCAGUAAAGGAUUUGUUCAUCGUGAUCUGGCAGCCCGUAACAUCUUACUUGGUGAAAACAAAGCUGUAAAGAUUUCUGAUUUUGGUAUGCUACGCCGCACAGGUGAAAGUGAGAUAUACGAGGUGGCAACCGUUAAGGAACUACCCAUAAAAUGGACAGCACCUGAUUCAUUGCAGACUGGAAUUUUUACUUCCAAGAGUGAUGUGUAAGUUAAAAUUAAACUUUGCAAGGUUUUUUAGGCCUGUUAUCACCUACAACACAGGUAUAAGAAAGAGCCACAUACCAAGACAGAGAAACCUACUACUGGGUCAUUUCCUUCCUAUGCGUUGUUCACCAUAGGCAGCUUUUAGACAUUUUCCUUAAUAAAAGCUCUUCUAAUAGAUGUUCUAAAACAUUAAUGGCUAACACGUACCAUUAUCACUUAUCAUCCCUUUCUUUUAAAAGGCAGGGGUCUGGGUUCCAAUUUACUCUAACCAAAAGAAGAUUGCAUAUUCAGGGCGGAAAAACGUAAUGAGCAUGCGUGAACUUUUUUGCCCAGAUCCUCUGGCCGGGCUUGAAAAAAUGGCGGGAUUUCAAAUAUUUUAUUGCCUAAAGAUAAAAUGUUUCCACUCAUAACCUGGAAAGAACAGGCAAUUUGUCUUCAAAAGUUGCAAGCUGUGGUCAUAAGCUUGUAGUUACUUAAUUUUCUCGAAGAAUAACUCGUAGUAAAACGGACUUUAACGACUUUAAUUUCUUUGCGUUGUACUGAAAAUGUGCAUGCGUAGGUCCGAUUUUUUUCGAGAUGCAUUCACAAAAUGUGUUCAUAUAAGGAAGUUCCUGGAUAUAUAAGGUCCAGAGUUCCUCUGUGGACACAAAAACAACAUAUCUUUGGACAGUGAUUUGCCCAAAAAAAUUAACGCUUGCCCACAAUGUGUUUGAAGUCGCUGAACUUUGUCGCACUCGAGCUGAUAUUUUAAAACCCUUGCUCGAUCGGACACUCGUAGUUUCGCAGAUCACUAAAAUAUAAACAAAAUCCUCAAUGUAGAAGUUAUUGCGUUGAUAUGUGGGCAGAAAAAAGGUCAAUGUUUAUCUUGUAAAAUCUUCCCAAAAAUCGGUUUCAAAGCAACUAUAGUAAUUUAAACUUGCUCGUUUCGUGCAGAUAUAUAAAUUUUGCUUUGUGUUGUCAAGUUGAACACGCAUAACAUAAAUUAAACUCAGCCGAUCAUUAGAAAAUAAAGAAAAUUGCACAUAAGGGUUUGUUUUGCUCGCCUCAGUCAAAUCAAGCUGCAGCAAUUGUUUACAGAAAAAGAGUCAAUAGUUUUGAAGUCCCUGCCGGCAGUUCUCUACUUCACAGCGAGUGAAAAGGACAAUUUGCGUACAGAAAUUGAAAGUUAUUCUUAUAAAGAACAGAAACCUUCACAGUGCACUGGAAAACAAAACUAUGUAAUGAAAAAUGAAAAAAAACCUGUCUAUUAUUACUUGAGCAAGCUUUGAGCAACAGAAAAAUGAUCUUGAGUAAGCUUGCUGGCCUUCUGUUUCCGAGAAAGUUUAAUAAGGGAAAGUUCAUUUAAUAUGACAAGGGGGGAUGAAGAUAUUGAGGGGGUGCUCCUAAAAUUUUUAGACACCUGAAGGGGGGGCUCUGAAAAAAUUGUUGCGCUAGGGGGGGGCUCCGAAAAUUUGUAUACUUCAAAACCAACACAUGACAUCAUCAUACAGGUCGGAUGGUUUUCAACUCAACAAUUUAAUGACCUGUGCAACUCAGCUAUAUCACGUGGUUUACAGAUAUAACAAAUGUAGUCUCAGUAAUUAUUACACUCUUGUUCAUCCUAAAAAUGCUUUAGAAAAUUGUAUCACAACUGUAUCUCAAGUUUAUAGUAUAAACCAUUGAAGACAAUAACGGUAAAUAUAUGUAAUACAGUCUAGCGAUCUUUUUUCAGGGGAGCAAAGGAAUUGAAGGAGGAGGGGGGGGCUCUGAAAUUUUUUCAACUACCAAGGAGGGGGCUCCUAAAAAAUUGAACCGCUAGUGAGGGGGGCUGCUAAAAUUUCAAGCUUCGAGUUUCAAUAUCUUCAUCCCCCCCCCUUGUCAUAUUAAAUGAACUUUCCCUAAGCGCACAACUUUGUUCACUCUGAUGCGUUAUUACAGCAAUAUGGUUCUUUGACUGAAGACAAAGAUAAAGCUGGUUCUGCAAAGGUAAUAAAUCUGGGCAUGUCAAAAACAGUAACCGUAACUCAACAGAAUACACACUGAGAAUACAAGCGGGUUUUAAUUCAACCCGGCGAAAUCAACUCAUAAAUUAAUCGGAUGCACAAUCAGAAAAAUACUCGCCUCUUACGAAAUGUUCAAAACCUUUUAUUCCACCUCAGACUGACGGAAUGAUCCGUUUUUCCUUUAACAUUGGUUGUUCUGAAUCCAAAGUAAUUUUCAAGCGACGAAAAAAAAGCAAACAUGUCAAAUAAAAAUGCUUUACAAGGAGGUAACGAUCGCACCUCGUGCAUUUCACUCAGAGCUCCAGCAACAAACAAGCACAGUCAGCACACAGAAAAGCCCGCCUUGAGCCUGCGGUAAGGGAUGCGCAGAAGCUUGCGCAGAACGUUUUUCCGCCCUGAAGAUUGCAUACGUCCUAGCUGACGAUUUUAGAGCCUGUGGUUAAACCCUUUGUUCCCAGUUACACAAUAGGCCACUUGCACGAUGGCGUCAUUUUACAACUACUAACAGAAUCCUUCAGGGCUUUGCUUUCUUGUGCAAAUUAUGGCUAUUUGUUUUUUACACUUCAUUGGGUUUACCAAAUUUAAAUACCAAAGAAAAAACGAAAUGAAUUCUCGUCUUAGAAGUAAAAAGACGUCACCGUGCAAAUGGCUUAUAUACUGUAUUUCUCUCCGUCCUCCCAUGACUACCAUGUAAGGGGCCACCUUCCACUGAGUAAAACUCUGUGUCAUUGCAUGCUUCGCUAAGAACCUCGUGAUGAAUAGAAUCACAGCAAGUGGUCAGCAGGCUGUUAAUUUGUUCAUACCAAGAUACCCUGAAAUGAUAGCAUGCAAUAAAACUAUUGACCUUUCCGGCUACAUUUGGAAAAAAUGCAAUUAUUGAUGUAAGGAUUCGAAGGCAAUCAAGAGUGAUUUCUCUCUUCGUCUCACCCGAUUUUUUUAUAUUAUAAUUUUUAAACUGUUUCACCGAUUAUAUGUUUUCAUCACACCGUACCUUGUUCCUUAGGUGGUCCUUCGGAGUUGUUUUGUGGGAAAUGGCUACCAUGGGUAAGACAUAUUAAAUACUUUGACUGAUGUUAGAGUUAGAAUGAUUGUCCAUUGCAUUUCUUUGUUUGUUUUAUUAACAACGUAAUUUCGUAUCCAGAUCUCCCGUCGACGUAGCCGAAGGAGAGAUCUGGUCAAAUCCGUACGUCGCGUGCUCGCCGGUCAGGCGCACUGCUUUAUAACAAAGUCCAGAUAUAACGCGCACUCUGCUUGGUUGCAAAUACAUGCUUUAUGAGAGUAUAAAACAAACAGGUGAAGGUGUCACAUCAUCUGCCGAAAGUUUGUUUUGAAAUUAAAAAGUAAUGCAUGGGGAAUUUAACGGAUUCUUUAUCAUGAAACAAAGAAGCCUUGACACUGUGCUACGUUUUGUUGAAAAGCACGCAGGAAACGGCAAGAGAACGUAAGUAGGGAGAAACACUCCACUAGGUCUCGGUUUCCCCAACUAUUCUUUCGUGCUCUAGCUACUUCCGGCGUGCUUUACAACAGCACAGAGUAUAGUCAAAGCUUUUAUAUUUUUAACUUUUUUUACUUGACCUGAUCUCGCCCUCGGCUUCGUCGACGAGAGAUCUGGGUACAAGAUCACUAUCAACGUUGUGAGUCAAUGGUCACGCGCCACAACAACUAACAGUUCUUGACAGACGUAAUGUUAGCUUAAAAGUUCUCUAAACCUUCCCCACUGAUAUUUAAAUUGAACAUUUUAGGGGGAACUCCUUAUCCCAGGAUCAACCAUGCCCAGUUGUACAGUCUCCUUAAGAAGGGGUAUCGCAUGGAACAACCAAACACUUGCAGUGAUGAAAUGUAAGUAAACUUAUUGUAAAUGACUCGCAUUUAAUACUUGUACCAAACAAGAAACAAAGUUAACAUCUUUUAAAAACAACAUCGUUACGCUAUAGGCAUGAUCAUCUUUUAAACGUUCAUAACAAAGCCACGUUCUCUACUACUUCUUUCACUUCAUCGGUAAAACGCCAGGGGUAUAGUAAAAUAUACUUCGAUUGACUUUAUCAUGACAAUCAUGACUCUCUGGAAGGUACUCAUGCGACUUGAUUGCGACAAAAAAAUCAAUGCAAUUGGCGAAUAUAACGCCAACGCAAGUAGAUCGGAGGCAGAAAAGAACCAGGCUCAACUCAUUCACGUUUCUUUGACAUCAUGAACGUAAAGAACAGCCCGCUAUUAUUUUCCUCUUUAAAACGGGUAAUUCCAUCUCUGCUAUACUACUCACAAGGGAAAUUUCGUUUUGCCGAAGUAAAAACCAAAUCUUAGGUAAUCUCUCUCGGCAAAACAACGUAUUGUAAAUAGCUUGAACCCAUUAUUCGUCUCGUAACCAGGUGAAAUGUGAUCAUUCAGGUGAGUGUCUUAUGGAAAAGAUUGUUGUUAACAGUGAUUGCCCAUUCGAGAACAGUGAUCAUCAGAGUUCAAAAAGAGUUACGUGUAGUAGCUUGACGACAAUUUUGGCUAGCGUCAUAAUUGGCAAACUUGACCAAAGCAUAAGCCAUAAUAUUUUUUUCUCGACAGAUACAAGUUAAUGCUGGACUGCUGGAGGGAUGAUCCGAAUGAACGACCCUCAUUCACCGAAAUGAUAACCACUCUUGAACAAAUGAUGACAGCUGAUACCCCAUAUUAUGAUUUUACUCUGUUAGAUGAGAGCCAGGAAUGUUACAGUGAUCAAUGCCCCAGCACUAGCGAAACUGUGGACACUCGCUUGUGAUGACUCCAAAGUGAAUCGACCUGACUUGUCACUCUGUUAACGUAGGGCUAGUGUGCAGAUUACUCAGUCUAAAGUUAAUUAGGAAUAAAGGACACUUUUUUUAGUUAAAUGUACCUAAGCUUCUGACAUUAUGGAUGCUGUUUAGGGGCGUAGACUGUAGUGACGAUCAAGUUAACGAUAACAGGUGCUUCAGUUCAAUAUUAUAUAGUUUUAUUCAAGCCUAAAAGCGAAGCUUCCGUCUGUAUACUGAUAACAAAGGCAACAAACUUAAAGCCAUUAUUAUAUUAAUUAAAUAACCAACUUUAGUCCCCUCCUUAGGAGGGAGGGGUUAAGAGAUUUAAGAAAAAACAUCCUUUAACAUAUGUAAUUGUAAAUCAAGUUCGACCAUUGUAGUAGGUCUGGAAAUGAAUUCUUCCCAAACUACACCACAGAGAGUCUGAGAACUUCCACCGCCACGCCAGGAGCGGGGAAGAGGAGCAAAGGAUAAUUUCUACAUGAGCAUCAAUUUUUUAUAUCCUCAUGUCAUGAAAGAAAGUUCCACUCAAGUCUAAGAUAUUCACAAAGACCUUACUUUUAGUACUACACUUAGCCGGUGAAUUCUGAUUUAGAUAACCAGUAUGUGUUGAUGCUUUUGUAAUAAUGUCACUCGACUGUUACCAAGGAGACCAUGUGUAAUGAGUGUGCGUGGCCCUAAAAUAGUGAACUUACGCAACAGGACGGGAGAGGAAAGAAGACGGCAAGCCUUGUAUUGACAAACAUGACCAUAAUAUUAUUGUUUCAAAAAACUUUCCGCCAAACUUCACCUUGCUUUAAACAAAUCUUUUUGUAAAAGACCAGAAAUCAUUAAUGUUUUAAAAGUGAAGAUCAAAACAAAACAUGCAAGUAAUAGCCCUGUCACGUUUGUCACACACAAACGUUUUGCCGUACUCUUCUUUCAACAGUCCCGUUGCGUAAAGUCACUGCUGUUGGAAGAGCUGUGCAAACGGAUCUAACAUUGUUGCGCUACGUUUCGGCGAUCACGGAACAAAAGAAAUGUUGGGAGUUGUUGGCUCAAAAGUUUGACCGAUUUGAAACUUUGUGCAACAACUCCCAACAACAUGCAACAGGGUGUGCAAACGGACGCAACAUGUAACAUCCAACUAUGUUGCUACCGCUUUCACAGGGCUUUAGAAUAAAUUGCGAAGGAUCUUUUUUUCGGAAGAACAUCAUUUAAAAGAAAGGUUUCCUUCCAAUAGGUAAUAACUAGCAAUUUUGCAUUGACUUGAGUUUUUAACAAGCAUGGCUGCGUCUAUUUAAGAGACACAGGUGGCCAUAGAUUUGUGUUAAGAGCUGUUCUUUUUAAUAGCAAAAACGUACCGGUUUAGGACGUUUUGAUUGUUUUCCUUCAUCAGCUUCUGAGUGCUCGUUCUUGUGCACAUUACAAUGAGCCGCACAAGCAUACCUGCAAAAUAUGAGAACGACGAAAAAUAUGGUCUGUAAGCCCGUCACUGCAAUUUCACUAAAUCACCCAAAGGCUACACAAAUGUCUGACAAAAUUGAAAGUUUUCAGGUGAUGUGAUUGCCACAAUUUGGAAGGGGUACAGAUCAAAAACUAAUAUUUCCAAGGGAUUUAGUGAAAGUAUAAACAUUAACUUAUGAGGGGAGUAAUCCCGGGAAUGAUUCUCUGAAAGGCUCAGGAAAAAAACAGCUUCAAUAGUGGGAAGGUGAGGGGGUGGAUGUUAAGUGAAAUGGCCCAUUAUACUCUGAUACUAACCUUAACUGUAAUAUAACUAAUGAGGCAGUAUUUGUUUCCUAUAAGUACAGGCCUUUAUUAACAGUGAAUGGCUUAGUCAUUUUUCGUAAUUAUUCUACAGUUUGUCAAUAUUAUCUGACUACAAAGACUGCAUGUUGUGUAUUGCAUUCACAGCAAAACUAUUGCUAUAAAUGUAAUUUAGAGACAGAUAAUACCAUAAAUUCCCUGUUAAGCCCCCGUCUUAAAUAAGCCCUACCUUUUCAGGAGAAGAAAGCAAUAAGCCCCCCUCCUCCUAUCAUUCUUCAGUAAUAAUUGAUAUACUGUAUUAAGCAAUCAUAACAGUAACACUUCAAAUGGACUGAUCCAGGAUGGUUUAUUCACGUGUUGGAAGUUCAGAUUAGAUUUUGAUCCUCGGCUGCAUGAUCUCCAGCCAUCGUACUUGUGGAAUGAGCUUCUACACUUGGCAUUCUGGUUCUUUAUGGGGAACUGAUAUUAUCAUUUCUGCUAAAAUAAACAUCCCCCCUUCUCAAAUAAGCCCCCUGUCUCUAUUAGUCUCCCCCCUCAAAUGUGCUUGAAAUAAAUAAGCCCACCCCCCCCCCCUUCUGGGGGGGAGGGGCUUAAUAGAGGAUUUUUUGUAGUAAACAGAUAAUGGCUCCAUCUAGUUAACUUAACCAACCUAGUUAUAAAUAGAUAUUUUUAGGAAGUUCAUCUUUUUCAUGAUAGUGUGCUUUGCUGAAAAAAGCAGGGUGUUGAAGACCAUUAUAUCAUUAUCACAUUGAUGAUUAAAUAGAAAGGUUAUCAAUAUGUCUUUUUACUUUUUCCAUGUACAAAACAGUUAUUAACAGCAAUUAACAACAAAGUCAAAAGCACCCUGGACAGUACAUCUGCAUUAAAUUAUAAAUUUUAUCAUCACAUGAAUUAUGAGUUGAUCUCUCUGAUUGAAUCAAAUCCAAAAAAUGUUAGGCCAACAUCUAUGCUUAAUGUAUGUUUCCUUUCGUAAUCAUGUCCACAAAGGGCCAGGGGUAAAGAAUGGCCCCUGGCUACUAUGAACUCACAUAUGCCAACUCUAAGGUACUGCUCACCAAAUCUCCCAUUCAUGAAAUUAAGGCAAGGGUCUCCUAUUAAAUUCUUAAAAACAGGGAGUGGUCUAACUUCUAAAGCUUUCAACAAAACGCAGAAUAAGUUAAGGAAAGAUUUCCUGGGUACAAGUUCAAUACAUGCUCUGAAAAGGGCCUAAUACUCUGAAUGAGCACCCAACCCCUAGGCAAUAAUAUCAAACAAGCACCACUCUCAAAUAGGUGCUUUCUUAAAUAGUAUGGAUACAAGAUGAAUAGGACAAUCUGCAUUUAAAAGUCUGACAAGGAUGAUAAUCGAGAAUGAUGAGACUGAUAUUCCAGAUUUUUUAAACAUGUCUACCAAAAUAUCUGUGUGUAAAGAGUGUUAAGAGGCUAUGGUACACUUACUACUAACCCCACAGUUUUAUCAAAUCAAAAACAUCAAUAUUGACUUCACUUAAACCUGGAUGAUGUGUUAUUCAGCCAUCUUGAAAUCAUAGAGACUUCCCUGUUGUAAUGGCACAUUCGAUUUGUAUGGAAAGAUUACGUUCACCGCAAUGAAUUAUCAAUAAGCUAUACCAUAGCUUAAUUAUAAUCAAUAAUCAUCAGUCAAUUAACUGAAAGAUUUCAAAAUUAAACUGACAAUUCAGGCAGUUGGACUGCUCUCCAGAGUAAGAAACAAGCCACCUCCACCAUAUCCCGCCUCUAUAUCCAGUCCACAGCAAAUUGAACCACAUAAAGCUAAGGUUCAGAUUUAAGCAUACUCUAAUAAAAUUCCCAAGUUAAUUAGGUAUCAUCUCCAUCCAGCCCCAUACAAACCUUGUAAGCUUAUAUAAAUAUUUAUAUCUAGCCCAGUUUUUGAAAGCGUUACUGGCAAAUGGACCUUUUCCAUCCAACAGCUUUAUAUAAAAACUAUAAGAAUGCAACUAUUGGUUUUUUUUUGUUUUUCUUCCCCUCCUUUCUUCCUCCUUGCUUCUUCUUUUUCUCCUUUCCUUUCCUUUGUUAGUGUGAUCUUGGAGCUUAUCGGGCCUAAAGAAAUUUGCCUUUUGACGCAUUUUCACUCAAAUGACAACAAAUUCCAUUAGGUUGGUUUCUAAAUAAUAGCCUAGAUAUAUGCGUGCCACAUGUUAGACCAGCUUUAUAGUACCCUAGCCUCUGAGUGCACGUGAGGCUGAGGUUGACCUUUACUUUGAUACAUUAAACCUCUUUCCUUUUCUUACGCAAAUCAUGCUAAUAAAUACUAGUUAGCAUAAGAACAACAUGAUUUAAGUAUUUUGAUAAAGCAGGAAGGGUUGCGUCAAUAAAGGGUAAAAUCUUACGUCUCUAGCCUCGUUUGCAACCGUAACUGUGAAAUGGACUAUUUCAGUCUAUUUCACACGUCAGUUGCGUAAUACAAUGAAAAGAGUCGAAACAUAUACGCAUAAAUGAUAAAUGUCUUGGGUAAACGGAAAUUUUGACGUUAAUUAUAUUCUUAAUUAUAAGGUUGAAUUAUAACGUUUGGCUUACUUACCAUCACCUCGAUCCAACAGUUGUAUAUUGCUUCCAGAGAGUCGAUUUAAGAAGAUCCACCAUGCCUGUGUUGAGAGGAAAAUAUCCAGUGGUAGAAAUAACUAAACGGAUCCAGGCGUUGAUAAAAACCUCUAGACAUCAGUGCUGUGUUAUUUUUGUGUGCUAGUAUGUAGUACUUUCCCCCAAAACGGUCAUCAUCAACGUUCAAGCUUCAGAUUUGCCGCCAUCGGCCGCCAUAUUGGUUUCUUGGAUUUUCUCUUUACCCCAGGCUUCUCUCAAUCACAAUUUUGCUGACGGGGAAGGCGUGGUGAAGAGCCGUACUUAUCAAGACGUUCAGGGCGGAAAAACGUAUUGAGCAUGCGUAAACUUUUUUGCCCAGAUCCCCUGGCCGGGUUUGAAAAAAUGGUGGGAUUUCAAAUAUUUUAUUGCCUAAAAAUAAGAUGUUUCCACUCAUAACCUGGAAAGAACUGGCAAUUUGUCUUCAAAAGUUGCAAGCUGUGGUUAUAACCUUGUGGUUUCUUAAUUUUCUCGAAGAAUACCUCAUAGUAAAACGGACUUUAACGACAUCAAUUUCCUUGCGUUGUACUGGAAAUGUGCAUGCGUAGGUCCGAUUUUUUUCAAGAUGCAUUCACAAAAUGUGUUCAUAUAAGGAAGUUCCUGGAUAUAUAAGGUCGGGAGCUCCACUGUGGACACAAAAACAACAUAUCUUUGGACAGUGAUUUGCCCAAAAAAAUUAACGCUUGCCCACAAUGUGUUUGAAGGCACUGAACUUGUCGCACUCGAGCUGAUAUUUUAAAACCCUCGCUCGAUCGGACACUCGUAGUUUCGCAGAUAACUAAAAUAUAGACAAAAUCCUCAAUGUAGAAGUUAUUGCGUUGAUAUGCGGGCAGAAAAAAGGUCAAUCUUUAUCUAGUGAAAUCUUCCCAAAAAUCGGUUUUAAAGCAACUAUAGUUUAUUUUUAAACUUGAUCGUUUCGCGUACUAAGAGAUAAAUAUAAAUUACGCUUUGUGUUGUCAAGUUGAAAAUGCAUAACAUCUGUCAAAAACCUACACGUAAGUAGGAUUUCCUUCAAACAAAGUUAAAAUUACAUUAUUGCAAAAACUUCUUGCUGACAAUGAAGAAAUGAAUUUUUUAUACGAAAACAACCUACCUAAAGAUCUUAAAAGCAAAAGAUCAGUUGCUGUGAGCUUCGCAGCUAAACCAUGAUUCACCAUGUAGCUUCUCCACGCUUUAAUAACUCAGUGAAUAACUGGUCCAUGUGAGGGUCUUCAUUCAAGCAAAUUAAACCCAGCCAAUCGUUACAAAAUUCAGAAAACUGCACAUAAGGGUAUUUGUUUUGCUCGCUUCAGACAAAUCCAGCUCCAGCAAUUCAGUGUUACGGGCAGAUUCAAUUGUUUUGAAGUCACUGCCGGCAGUUGUCCUCAGUACUUCACAGCGAGUGAAAUGGAAAAUUUGCGUACAGAAAGUUAUUUCUUACAAAGAACAGAAACUUUCACAGUGCAGUGGAAAACAAAACUAUGUAAUUAAAAGUGACGAAAACUCUGACUACUUAGAGUAUUUGAGCAACAGAAAAAUGAUUCUUUUCUUCUAGAGUAAGUUUACUGGCCUUCUACCGGUAUUUCCGAGAAAGUUUUACGGCGCACUAAAUGGUUCUUUGACUGAAGAGAAGGAUAAAGCUGGUUCUACAAAGGGAAUAAAUCUGGGCAUGUGAAAAAGUAUUUUCUAAUUUUAAAAAAAAAAGUGGGUUUUAAUUCAGCCCGGCGAAAGAAGGCGAAAUCAACUCGCAAAUAAAUCGAAUGAACAAUCAAAAAAAUACUCGCCUCUUUGGAAAUGUUCAAAACUCUUUAUUCCACCUCAGACUGAAGGAAUGAUCCGUUUUUCCUUUAACAUUGGUUGUUCCGAGUCCAAAGUAAUUUUCAAGUGACGAAAAACAAAAACCACACAAAAGUAAAAAGGCUUUUUGAGGAGCAAACGUUCACACCUUGUGCAUGUCAUUCAGUCUUAGUCAGAACUUUCUCAGUGACAAACAAACAAACUGUCGAACACAGUCAACACAAGCUGUCAACACACAGAAAAGCUCGCCUUGAGCCUGCGAUAAAGGAUGCGCAGAAGCUUGCGCAGAACGUUUUUCCGCCCUGAAAUCAAGACGCUGUUUGAGCGUGGGCUCGGGCUACCUUUGUUAGAUACAGUGGAUUUGGAGAAAACAAAUUGAUUUAGUUGUACUACCUAGGGUGGAUUGAUUUACAGCAUAGGUAUACAACCGUCGCGUUUGCACGUUGGAAGGGUUUGCUGUUUUUAAUAUAAAUAGAGCGGUUUUCACUUGACUGUCGAAAGGGAUUGGUUUUGGUUUUGGUUUUGGUUUUACUACGCCCUUUGGUUGGCUAGUGUAUUUACUUUGGUUUUGGUUUUACGACAGUCAAGUGAAAACCGCUCUAAUAAUAAUAAAAACAAUUUUAAUAUAAAAACAGUAUAAUAUAUAUCAGCGGGAGGUAACAGAAAAAUACAUGGAAAAGAAUUUCGAUAUGACGAAACUUCUCCUGUUACAGCGACGAGCGAACAUAAUUCACCUGUCCUUGGCCAUUAAUCGUUUUAUCGAGGUUCCACUGUAGUACGUAGGUCUGGUCUGACUGUGGCGCGGUAAAUGGUCCUCUUUGAGCAUAAGAAUAAAGGAAAUGUAAAAGAGAUGGCAUACAAAAACAUCGAAAAAUGUAUCUUCUUGGCACGAACCCAAUGAUAGAUGCAAUGGAAAAUGUACGUUAUUUUAAUAACAAUAAAUGAAUGAGGCUGAGUAUCUUAUGAAGAAUUAUGGAGAUCGAGGAGGGUGUUAUCCGUCGAAGCCGUAGGCCGAGGUGGAUAACACCCUCCUCGAUCUCCAUAAUUCUUCAUAUGAUACGAAAGCCGAAUUCAAUAAUUGUGUUAUAAUUCAUUCAAAAUAAUUCCUAGUGUAAAAACAUGGCUAAAACAAGCUUACCUCCAUCGAUGUUAAGUUCAUCCUCGAUAGUGCACGUUUAGGGUUGUUCAGCUCCACAAAUACCUCAAAUAGCAGGUGUCGCCCUUCGAGUUGUCUCCUUGCUGUUCUUGCCAUGUUUUUAGCUACUAGUUCGCCUACUUCUUACUCUUGAAACGAGUGAAAUGUCCGCCAUUUUUGUUUUCACAAACAAAACAACUCAACCUCAACCCAGGUCUUCUCGGUUAGCAGUGCAUUAACCUGCAAGGAAGCUGCACUUUUGGCGUCAUCGGUUGAUUAAUCGCAAAAUUCUUCUAAAUUUGGUCAUCAGUAGCUCGUUAUGGUGAAUUAUGCGUGUCCUUUUAGCCGAUCAGAAUUGGGGAAAUAUUUGAAUGAAUAAUAAUGGUACUUAAUUUCGUGGGUCUUUAAUUUCGCGUUCUCCGCGAUUGUAAAAAAAAUCGCGGAAAUAGAAAUCCGCGAAAAUAAAUCCUCGCGAAAUUUAAUACCCAUAUGAAAAGUCAAAUAACAUUGACCUGUAAUAGCAACGAUAUGUAUCUACAAACACAAUUGUCUUCCGGUUUUAUAAUUACUGGUAAGCUCCAUUUUGUAUCUUCCGAAAAUAAAACCCCGCCAAAUACUGUCUCGCCGGCAAAAUCGCGAAUUUAAGUACAAAUAAGGUACUAAUCGAGAUCGCAGAAGAGACGUUUUGGGAUAUGUCGCAAUGUUACCUUUUUGCGGCAUAAGUUUAUUUUCAUUGUUUGAAUAUAAUUGCAGUUGACAGCAAUUUCUUGAAAAAGUAAGUUCAUUAGACUAGUAAAAUUGAAAAGUGCGUCCAAGAAUGAAACAAGAUUUUGACACCGAUAUUAAUUAUCAGUAUUUGUUGUUGUUGUUUUUUGUUACAAAUUUUAUAGUAAAACGCCAAAUUGAUUUUUUUAUUCAAUACUGGCUCUAACUGUCUUACUGUCAUUAGAAGAUUUUAUUCCAUGUUAUUACUGCCAGUCGAUUCACAACAACUUCACAACAAUUUUCCAAGAAUAGGUGACUGGCAACGAAUUAAAAAUCUAAUUUAGCAACUUAAAACUGAUGACUAAUUACUGAUAACGAAAAACCACUCUACCUCGCAAAAGUGUACACAAGAAAAAAAACACUCUGCUGUCUUAAAACGAAUUCAUUAUAAAGUUUAUAUUUGUAGCUGGCACGAUUAUAAAUAAUAUGCUAAAAUGUGAAUUUGGGCAACAUGAACAGAAAAUAAUGGAUUUCCACGAGUUACAAAAAUUAUGAUACUCUUUUUAGAUUAAAAUUGGCCACCAGUGACUCGAUAAAAUUUUCAAAUUCAUUAUUUCUUGGUGAUGCGGCCGGCAUUUCAUCGUGGUUAUUUGCCCCUUUCCUAGCGUAAGACAUCUUUUAGGUGCCUUAAUUAACUUGUCAUGGACUGAGCCAAAAACUUCAAACCUUAGAUGUUAUCGAUGUACGCUAUCCAAACCCCUUUUACAUAAUUAACGGACAUAUGGUGGACCAUGCUGAUAGAUUCAUACAGUGGAAAUUGUUACAAGAAGGCACCGCGAUGACAAUCUACGUCAAUUUAUUCAUCCUCAGUAUAGUACAGCUGUUGGCAGCUUCCUUGAGAAUUUUCUUUCUCUUUCCACUAGCCUCGACAGCUAAAACAAAAAAAAGAUUUGGCUCAGGAUCAGAUUAUACCCACGCCAUCUUUGAGGUAUUUAAAAACCAAAACAUGACGUUAUCUUCUGUCUCUAUACUAAACGGUAUUGUGUUUUUUUGUAAUCGCAUAUUUGAAAAGAAUUACAUAACACAGCCUCGAGUACAAAAUCUUUGCCUGCCUUCAAUUACCAAAAGCAACUUAAAUAAAAAAAAACACUCCAAAACCUUAAUUGGAUUGUGACAAAGUUUCAUGAAGCAAUAAGUUACUCUUCAGUUUUAAGUAAUAGCUGUUGUCACGUCACGCUUAAUAUGGUUGCCAGCUGAAGUUUUAACAUGUCCACGACAAGGAGGCUCUUUGGGAUGAAUCUCAGUGCUUUCAGAAUAUAAUUUUUCUGGUUGUAUGCCACAGGGGUGACUGGUAGAGACAAUAAUUUUCACGCCGGGAGUAGGCCUUCGAGUCGGUCGUUGUCAUUGCUAGGCUUGAACUUGCAACGGGGCUUGAGCGUUUGGUUUCGGGUUCGCCUUCGUCACCCCACCUCUAUAUGAACCUCUAUAUGAAGGCCCCUGUUCGCCUGCCAGCAUAUUGCAGCAUAAGAUGCCAUCUUCAGGAAUCCCGAAGUGCUUCAUGCAAGCACUCUUUAUAUUCUCGAUCGUGUCUUCUUCGAAUUCAUAAGAGACGAAGAGACAGGCCCCAAUGCUGGAGUACUUCUCGUGCACCUUCCCUGUGACUUCUGUGUUAAGCCUCUGAACUGUGAUUGUGUCGUCAGGUAGUGCUGCUGCACCUUUCCCUUUGCUUUCCUCUCUUUCCCUGCAACUCUUUUCGAUCUCUUCGUCAUUUUCUUUUGAAAGCUAUGCCAGUCUCUAGCGCGCCCAGCCACCAUGUUUAACCACAGAGUUUGGCGCCACAAGCGAUAUCAGAUGCGGAGAGGAUUGUGGACUACCACGUGCGAAAAGCAUUUUGGGUUACGGCAGUUCUCGGCUUGCAAGGAUGAAAAAAAAACUGGGUCUUAAAUAUUUUUGAAAGUUCCAGAUCCAUAAAAAAAUAUAUUCUCCUUAGGAAAAAAGAAAACAAAAAGAAAAACGUACAGACAAACAAACAAACAAAUGAAAAUAAAAACGAAAAUAAAAAUGAAGUGUUUCUAUUGUGAAAACGAAUACUUCUUUAAUAUUCUAUUUUUGAAAAUAAUUUGUUGUCCUUCCAAAACUCAAACGCAUUCAAGCGUUUUAAAAAUAAAUUUUGUUUGAAAAAUAAAGAAAACGUCUUUAAUGUUUUCUUUAUAAAAAAAAAUAUGCAGUAAUUUCAAAAUUAAUCGCGUACAAAAGUUGCAUUUUCUUGAAUUAUCAAGAAAAUUACUUAUGGCAGUUCUAGGCCACCAUACAGAUGGAUUAAAGACCAACAGUAAACAUGAACGUACAGGCUUCAGAUUUACCACCACAUUGGUUUCUGCUUGACCCCAGAUCUCACUCAGCCAUACGUUUGCUGACGGGGAGGUGGCGCUGUAAGAUGCUCUUUUAGCGUGAGCUUGGGCUAACUACGACACUAAAGAUUUGGAGUAAACAAAUUGAAUCAGAUUUACUGGUAAAGGUGGAUUGAUUUCUAGCAUACGCCUAGAGCCAACGUGUUCGCACGUUGGCCCUUUUUUAUUAUUAAUGUCUUUUAGCGGAACUUAAAACAAGGGUUUCCUGGAAAGGCAGGGUCGAGGAUUGCGGAUGGGGCAUUAAGGCAAUUUCGUCUCCAGGGUCUCCUCGUCCAAUAUGGCGGCGUCAGGAGGGAUCGCUGAUUGGCUCCUUCUAAAUUUUGAAUUUUUCGGUCAGCGGCCAGUGAUGAUGAUGGCCGCGUCUUUCGAAGCCAGCUAGUUUGUGUUUUAAUGAAUAACAAAGCUAUAAUGGAAUAAAGUCAAUCUUGUUUAAGAGCCAUAAUUAGUUUUACUAUAAUGUGCCCUUCUCCAUUCUAAUUUUUUUCUUUUUUGUUUUUCUUAUGUACACGUAGUUUAAACAACCUUGUACUAAUUAAUAUUGUACAACUGUUGUAUUACUAUAGGAUGGAGUAGAAAUCAAAUACAAAUACAAAAAAUUUUCAUUAUUUAUGGAUUUUGAUUGGCUAAAGGCUUUCUUCCCAUAACACGCAAGAUGGCAGUCCAUGGCGAAUUUAAGACAAACAAACAGAACAAAGUAAUAUAUAUCUAAGAUCUAGCAGACUUGAAAUAUCUUCCAGGUGGAAAACAGCAGCGGAACCUCUUCACUUUUAUGGGGAAUUAAAUCAUUCUGCAGUUUGCAGGUAUUUUAAUCGAUACUCACAAGCAAAGUUAUUCGCGAAAAGCUCCUCAAGUUCAAUGCGAAUUUUGAAUUACCAAUCGCUGUGAGUCUGCGAAAGCAGACGUAUUUUAAGUCUUCGCUUCUCUCCACCUGAAAGAAACCUCUUUGAACGUUAACCCGAGUCGCUAAACGAUUUCUCUGACUUAGGGCAUUUUUAGCCGAUCACAGUUUCGCCCUUAAAACCAAGAACUAACUAGCGAGAAUAGAUACAUGCAGCAGAAUUGCGAAAACGAAGAAAGAUCCUUACAUAGUAGAGCACCAGACAGAACCAGCAGCCUGGGGCACUCUUCCCUGUGAUUUUAGUGCAGUCAGUCGUGAGAUCAUUGGUAAUUUUAUCUAGCAGUUGUGUGUUUGAUUUCCUCUGCCACCCAAGAAGCUAGAGUUUCUCUCGGCUACGCCUCGAGCAAAUAUUACGUUUUUCUUGUGCUCUCUAAACCUCCCGCGUGCUUACAUAACUUGCUUUACGCACGGCAGUGAUGAACCAAUUCAUACGUUAUUUGAUAACAAGAUGAUGCAUGACGUGUUGGCGAUAAAUUGACAAUAAGAAACAAAACACGUAUGGAUCCUCGAUCCUGCUUUUCCAGGAACCCCGUGGAUUAUGCAAAUGAAUCCGAACUUCGUCAAGAACGUUGUGGGUUGGUUAUAUAACCAAAAUUUAGGAAAGGUUUAAUAAUUAAAACCAAGUUAUGACUUACGUUGAAUCUGACCAACCUUAAUACAUAACAAUGUUCUUCACUAUGGUAAAUCAAGGUUAAGCAUAUAUAUAGCACUGACAAGAAACACAUAAUAUUACUUUAAUAAUCCAUAUCUCAACAGAUGUCGAGGUGCAUUAUCUAAUUGCCUUUAAUAGCGGUCUCUUUCUUCCUUCAGAUUUCUUCUAAAUAAAUUAUUGCGAGGUCAAAAGUCUUUGUGUGACAUAUUACUUUUAGGUUGAAUUUGACCACAUGCAUGGGUUGAUAAACAAUCGAACUCAGUUUUUGUUAGUUAUGCAUUUUAUCAUUUGGCCAUGUUUUACUGUGUGUUAUUGUUUAUGAUUAUUUAUUGGCUCUUUUCAUAAACUUUUUAAGGUUUAUGUAGCUAAACAUUUUCAUGUUUAGCGUUUUAAAAUUGUAGUUUUUUGGAUCAAAAGGUCAUAUCAGUGAGGUUAACAUCCAGAUACUCCGUUAACCCUUUCAGUGCCAAGUGUGGCCAGGGGCAAAAUUCGACAAAAUUAAUAAAUUUUGUUUUAUAAAAUUUUGACAACAAAUAGCACCAUUUCAAAGCACAGGAAGAGUGGUUUUAUUUGAAUGAACUACUUAAGGGACUCUAACAUUCAUUCUGGCAAUGAGAGGGUUAAAUGUCUUAGUUAAAUUACUUGUUAUGCAUUGAGCCAAAAAUACCAACUUUUUGCGCCCACUUUGACGGAAAUAUUUGAUGAACCAUGCUGAUAUUCAUGGGGUGAAAUUGUUACAAGAAGGCUCAGCAAUAAGGAGCCUCGUCAGUUUGUUCAAGGUUAGUCUGCUACAGCUGUUGGCAGCUUUUUAAAGAACAACCUAUUUUUUUCUCCUACAACAAGCCUCGACAGCUGAUGAAAGAAAAACUGAAUUGACUAAGGAUAAAAAAACAAAAGUACUGCCAUCUUUAAGGUAUUUAGCAGCCAAGACGGAAUCAGUAUGUCUUAUAAAUGAGAGUGGAGUGUUUAUUUACUUAUUUUUUUCUUAGCUACCGGUACUUAGCUUAGAAAAAAUACAUGACAUAGUCUCCAGAAGUUAUAUUCCUCUUUUUAUUUUGCAUACGCAACUCACCGGGAAACAGGCAAAAAGCUCUAUGGGUUAUAGAUUAGGCUGAAGCAGUUUGCGCAUUCUGACAAAGUCUAGCGAAACACUGUCUUAUUUUCGUAUAUAAUCCAGCACUUCCAAGUGAAGAGUGUAAGUAGCGGUUUACCUGAGGGCAUUUUCAAAACUUUAUAGAAAAUACGCAGAACUGUAAAAGUGUGAAGAAGAUAAAAGGCCGACAUAUACACGGAUGGCACUGGCGCAAGGUCGUAGUUGUUGUAAUUGUUCGAUAAACGUUUCAUCGAUUCAGACCUGAAAAGUGUGCCUCUAGGACUGUGAAUUUACUCUUCUCUUGCUAAUAUGAAGUAACAAAAGGUAAACAUUUUCUCUGUCAGGUAAUCACUUGUCACUGAUUUUUUUCUUUUUCAUUUGUCAUUUGCUGCUUUUUUUCUGUUACGGUGGAGCACCCUUAUAAAAAUGUGCCAAGGAAUGGAAAAAUAGGGUAUAUAGUGGUCCUUUUCAACCAAAUUUUACUAUUAAUAACUGGCGCGAAAAAAAACAUCAUUUGUUUCCUCUGAGUUACGUAAUGUAAGGUUGUUUGGGUUCGUUCACAGUAUUAAGAAUUAUUCACCGAUGUGAAGGUGAUGAAUACUACUAGGCUAAUCAUCUUCGAGUUAGCAAAUCCGCGCCUGUGAAAAGCAUUCGUUUGUGUCAAGCGAAGGAAAAUCUUUUUGUUGCCUUACCCUCUUUUGCUUGUGUCAUAUACUAAUACUCGUUAUUCCAUGCAGUCUUUUGAGGCACGGUGUAGUAGUGUGUUUAGGGAGUAUAGAUCGGAGACAUCAGGGGCACCCAACGAGAAUAUAGUUCAAAACCACUUAAUAUAGCAUUGUUGAACGUAUUUUAGUAUUCAAACGGUAGAUAUAGGCAUAUUUUUAUCCCCUAAAAACUUUUCAUAUGUUCGGAUUUCCUGGCUGAAAGUCUAGUGAUCCGAAAAUUAUGGGAAUAAAAACUUACCUUCUCGAAAAUUUCAGCCAGGAAAAGGCUCCCGAAAAUUCUAGGUGGCCUUUUUUAGGGUCAAAAUACGUUUAAAAUGGGUAAUUAUACCAUUUUGUAUAUGUUCGAAAAUCCUCGGAGAGGCAGGCAAGCAAGAAAUUUUACAACAAAUGUUCCGAAAAUUCUAGAUCUCAAAUCGCCCUCCGAACAGAUAUUUUCCCGAAAAUUGCCGUUGGGUGCCCCUGAGACAUCCGUAAGCCCAGUGGCCGUGCUACUGUAUUGCUGCUGCUGUUGCCUCAUUAUAAUCUCGCCAGCAGAGACCCUGAAUAAGUGAAUGGCCUCGCCCAUGUUAUAAUGGUAAAACAAAAAAGAGUUUUUAAAAUGUUACGUUGGGAUUGUUUUCUUUCGGCCAGUACAUACGUGUCUUGUCCUUUUAUUUCUAUUUCCUUUUUAACUGCUUAGAUUGAUUUUAUAUGGCUGCAAGGAUCAAAGAUAUCACUCAUUUGUUUCGUUAAUAACUCGCAUUAUAAUUUUAAAUAAAAAUUCAACAGCUUCCAUUCUUCUUCUUGUUAUAGCUUUUCACUAGUAUUGUCUAUCGUCCUGUAUUGUUACUUAGCUAGGUCCAAAUCGUACGGACUACAAAUGCUGUUAUCGAGGCACCUAAAAAUGCAACGACUUGAGUCAAUCAGACCUCAGUACAAUUUAAAUGGCUAUUUGCAUCGUAAGUGCCUUGAUAGAUGGGGUUUAGAGUGCCCAACAGUCAUUCUGGGAGGCCAUGGUUUCGAACACAAUUAAGGUCGGGUCAGCUUUUCUUUUCCCUCCUCAUGAUAUGGCGAUAAGAUGUUUUUCUCAUCACUGUUCAUUCUAGGACAAUAGAUGGGGCUUCCUUCUGUAUUGUUGCUGAUGUUCGGUAGCAGAAUAAUAGCUCAGUUAAAUUCAGGUAGGCACAUAUUUUAUUUUCAAUUAUUUUAUUGAGUAGAACAUUAGAGACAAUGCAUGAUAAUGUACUGUGUAAAACAAUCAACUAUCAGACAGAACACGAAGAAGUAAUAGCAAGCGAUCUAAGAUCUCACAGAAUUACAAAAUACAUACGAUGACGUUUUUUUGUAGGAUUAAAGGUUAACAGUUUCCUUAUUUUACCUAGUAACUAAACUUUCUGGCCAUUUUACCGCUUAACAUCAACCCCACCUGACCCUAUGUAUAGUACAAAGCAUUGAAGAAGAUUUUAAUACUUCGUUUUAAAUUGAAGUUUCGGAAGUGAUUAAAAUAUAAUCGAAGAACAUCAGGGCAAACCAAAAAAUGACCAUCAGAAAAGAAUUUUCUUUGUAUUCAACCCGGCGAUACUCCCAUAUAUAAGCCAUGUAGGUAUGUGCCGCCCCAAAGGGUAGGGUUUUUGCGCCGUUUCGGUCUGAAAAAGGGCAUAGAUUUGCCCAUUUUGGUCGGGAAUCGGGUAUGGCUUUUGAGGAAACUACGGGGGUGUGUCAACGUUUUUAUGUGAUGAUUCAAAGUGGAUUUUUAGACAUCUGUUUUGUUGUUGUUCUAAUUUAAGUAAUGAUGAAACAAUUUUUUUCUCAGAGGUCAGGUCUGAAAACGGGUAUGAGUUUUAGAGGUCAGGGCCCAGUUCCUGAAAGGCCGAUUAGCACUAAUCCGGGAUUAAAAUUUUGUUCCACUUUUUGUAUUUACUUUCCUAUGCAUUGCCAAGAGUAAAAUUUGUGUUGUCAUUUCUUUUUUUCGAAUUAAAGGCACAACCGUAUUUUGUAAGCUCCAGUUACACGUUCUUAUACAAGAAAACCUUGCUUAAAAUUUGGCUUAAUCCGGGGUUAAACUUAACCAUCUUUCGAGGAACCAGGCCCAGCUCUGAAAAUGGGUGAAAAAGGGCUAGGAUUUGGAGAACCGAGCGACACACCCCACCCCCACCCAGAAUUCCCAGGAAUACCCCCUCCGGGGAAUUCAAUAUUUCCAUAUUUUACCGAAACAGUUCCCACUGAGAGCCGGAUGUUGCAGUACGAUCUGUUAAGAAAUCCGCAUAGAAAUUCGAAGAAUUUCCAAGUUUGUCAAAGACUAGGAGAUUCAUCUGCAUCAAUUGUGAAACUGGUGUCUACAUAUUGCAUGUUGUAUGAAUCGAGAUUAAAGAUUUUCUGAAUGAAGAGUAUGACUGUAAGUUGUCGGGAACAACAUGACUCGAAUUAAAUUUCCGUACUGCAGAGGACCAAAAGACAUAUGCGGAAUUAUCUAAAAAUCAUUAUGCUUAUUUCAUACUUGUGAUUAUUAGUGACAUAGACAACAGCUUUGGAAAAAACAAACGUAAAAUGGUAAUAAAUUGUGCAUUUGAUCCCAGGAUGCGGUUCAGUGGUAAACAAUACAUUGACAAGUCCAGCGGGAUAUCCAGACAGAUAUCCCUGCAACUGGAAUAUGUCGAUUCCACGAGGACAUGUGAUGAAUGUCAGCUUUAAAUUAUUUGACCUCAAAGCAGACUGGGUUUGUGGGUAGGUGAUUUUUACAUUUAUUAUUUCCUUUCGUUCUUUCUAUUUUGACACGGUGUGUUGUUUGUACAUGAUUGAGCAUCCUAGGAUAAAGGGAAGGGCUAAUGCCAAACUCAUUUCACCAUUGUUUUAGCUAAAAGUGGAUAAAAACAAAUAAAUGAAAUGAAAUGAAUAGAGUUGUAAUUCAUUCCACCGCAGCAUGUUAGUUCAAAGUCUUCUUGCAGCAGUUUUUCCGAGCAUGGCGGUAGGUUGCUCUGUACGUCCCUUGCUGUAUCCUUCAGGCACAUCCACUAUACCGUUAGUUUGGUUAAUCUUUCUUUAAAUCAGGAUGUCUCUCUCCAAGUACGGUUCUCUGGGUUGUGUACUUCAUAGUUUUGCGCUUCUCUGUAUCUGCCCUAAUCUUCCAACUCGAUGGGCACGCCAUCUCUUUUAUGUGGAUCUCUUUCAUCUUCUCGUCCGUAACUACGAGAUCUAGGCAAUUUCCUUCACUCUUCGGGCGAACUUCAGUCGCUCUAGAACGACCCCACGUUAUUUCUAUAUCUUUAUUGCCAUAGAAACUGCAAGGCUCCUGUCUCAAUGGAAGUGGAUUUCCAGUCAGUUGAUGGGCUAUGAGUAACUCAUCUAAAACCCAUUUAGUACAUCAUGAUACUGGUACUGUCUUUGGGCUACUAACUGAAAGGGAUAUGUAGAGCAAGGUGUAUUAAGGUGUUGGGUGUGUCUCGCCUCUCCCCUUUCGGUGAAGAGACGCUUGAUUUUCAAAAUAAGCUCAUUAAGAUCUUCUUCAGAGAAGUAUGAUGAUGAUGAUGAUACCUUUAUUAAAGUGUCAAAACUGUAAUGGCCGUGUAUAACCAGGGGGGUUUAUUUUGUUCAGGUCGGACCGUGGCGUGUCAAAGAUUACACUGACGCCUCUUUCUUUCUUUCUCUGAUUCCCCGCGCAACACAUAUACGAAAGAAAACUGGAAUACUCUGCAUUCUACAUUUGAUUGGGAUUGUAAACCUGUAUUAGAAGCUGAGCACUAGCGGACUUCAUUACAUCCUCUCUACUUGCAAUCCAUACCUCCACCGUGGUACAACCUGCAGGAAAGGGCGUGGCGAGGUGGGGGGCGGGGAAGAGGGCUGGAACCCUUCUUUGGGUUUCUGUUAAGUUAGAAUUUUGCAAUGAUAAAGCUUUUAAUGGCUAUAUAUGGCCUGUAAGGAGCUCUACAAGUACAGGACAUAUUACAUAAUGAUGGUAUUGCGCUGGCUGGGACCCUUGAGGUCAUCUUACCUGGCCGUCAUCAUAUGAACAGCUACUGAAAGGAAGGACUUCUGGCGCGAGGGCGUUUGGAAAUCUGGGGAAACGUCUGGUGAUUUCCUGUGAGGUUGUCAUCAACCCCUCUCUUGUGCGGCGUAUAGGGUUGUCUGAAAAGCCAAAUUUCAAAUUUUCAUUUUCAAAUGGCGCUGACUUAAUUCUUAUUAGUUUACUUUGGUAACAAGCGAGAAUAAUCUGAAUUUAUUUAUCCGUGGCCCUCUCAUAAGGGCUUCAAACGUUGAGGAGAUACUAAAUAAUACGGCAAGUAAACUUAUCUAGAUUUCCCUUACAGGUUUGAUUAUGUGGAGAUAAAGGAUAGCAACAAAGUUCAAGUUGGCAAAUAUUGUGGUGACAGUGUCGGUUGGAAUUCAGUUGUGGUAACUGGAGAUUACGCUGUUAUCAGUUUUUUCUUGUCACACUACUUUUCCAAAGAUGGAAAGAAAUGCCAGUUUUAUUUUAAUGCACAACCACGAAUCGGUAAGUAAAAAUGUCAAAGACAUUCCUCUGAGUCUUAAAGAGAAAGAAAGCGGCUAUAAAGGCUAAAACUCGAAUUAUUAAGGGUAUUAUUAUUUCAACAUAUUUUUCAAGAACAAAUUUUCCUACAACUCUGGUCUAGACAUGAACAGCGGGAAAAAUCAGGGGUCCCAGAAGAUUUUUUCCACCUCCUGUGAUGGUGCUCUUUGACUUGUCAGUCCGGUUCGAUCGAAAUUUUCAACUUCUCAAAAACACGGCCAUGAAUUUCUUCAGACUUUUCACUGUCCAGCUUUUUUUUUUUAAUAUAAAGUUAGUUCCUUAACUCUAACUUGUUAUACUCCCAGAUUAAGUCUGUGUGAUCGGACAAAACUGGUCAGGCAAAAUUUCCCGGAUUACGGAUUACGGAAUCCGGAUUCUCUGACAUGUGGUUUAAUGAGUUGUAAAACAAGAUAUGUAUGAGACAAAAUUCGUGCAAGCAAAACUUGUGCCCCAGACCUAAAAAAAAAACUUGCAGAAUUGUCCCAUGGCAGAAACAUUGCACUCAAGAAGGCUGACAAGUGAACUACGUCCGUCAUGACAAGAUUAACGAGACUGAUGAUAGAAAUGACCAUCAACCCCUCGCUCAAAGUCAGAACUAUUGAAAAACAGUAAACUGAUCCUUACGGCAGCAAGUGUUUCAGAACUAUUCAGCAGCUUGUAAAAUCGCUUCUUCAGGAAAGCACAGUGGCUCUGUUAGAACUAUUCAGUUCCUCUCGUCAAACCAUUUUGGAGAAAACCAUCCAAAAUCACUGGAUCGCGCCUGACAAAAAAGGCUACCCGGCAAAAAGUACAGUUUGAAAAAGCGUCUCUCUGAGAUUAUAUUUGACGACAGGGAAACAACUUUUCAACAGAGAAACAAAUAUACGAGUGUAAAUUACUACUUUUUGUUAUACACAAUUAAAUACCGUCCAACUUUGUCUAGCCUAAAGGAAAUACUUAACGGAAGAUGGCACUUUAUACAGAACAAACAACAUCUAAAAGAAUUUUUUAGAAGCGGAGUAAUGGCGACAAAACAAAGUAACCUGAAAUAUUUAUGUUUAAAAUAAGUGGUCUUCCCUAGGAACUUUGACUUAAAGUUUUUCCAGGUAAGUAGAAGUAAUAAGUUACUUCUCUUUUCCAUAGUUGAAAUGGAAAGGGCAACAAAAUUUUGAUCAUUAUAGUAGCACUUUAAGGAGCCUUCCUUCAUACUUAAUCACAAGGAAAAUUUCCCCACAAUGUUUCUCGGAAAACAAAAGAUUCUCAAGUAUUUUUUUCAAAUGGACCGAGAAAAUUCAAGGUUCAACUAUACAGCCAUUGAAAAUUAUAAAACGGUUUGAACCUUCCUGACCUCUUUGGAAACAGCCCUCAAAUUUAUGAACGCUAAUGGUCCAUUUGCAAAAAAAAAUUAAAAUAAAAAAUAAUAAGAAGAAAUUGAGAAUCUUUCGUUUUCCAAAAAUGUUGUGAUUAGUUAUUCUUCUUCCAAGUGCCCCAGUUAAAGGAGUAGUUAGCACUGUAAAGACCUUUGGAGAGCGAAGAUAUGCAUCGAGGUCUAUAAAAUCCUUUGAGAGUCGUGUAGGUCCGCCAAAGUCUUUUUCUACAGUGGAAAGCAGCCUUAUCACUUCGGUAAAUAGUUUUUUUUUUAAAACAAAUGGCCUCCUAAUUGACGAGACACGUGACCCAUAGUGGCUUUCUUCGUCGAGCUCGUCCCAGAUAGAUUUAGUGGAAUUCAGUAGAGCUCAAAUGAAAUUGCGAAAAGCUGAAGUGAAUUGACGUUUUAAGUUUAAAUAAUUAUUUACACAAGGUUAAAUUAAAUUUUAUGUUAAAUUAGUUAAUGUAUUUUUACUUUAAAUAAUAUUCGGCUUCAAAGUUUAAAUUUAAACGAAAUAGUAAUAAACAGGGGUUUGCUACAAGAGGGCAGGCAUGUUCUGACCAGGCUAUCUGGCAUAAUUUCAUUUACCCUUGAACUCUAUAUUAAGCGCCAGUAAGUUCACGAUACAGCAUAAAAGAAAAAUGUUUCGAAUUUUCUUUGGCAGUUCUAUGCGGCUCAGCGAUGGGAAAUAUACUAAGAUCCCCAAUAUACGCACAAAGUUAUCCACCAAAUAUGCAUUGCGUCUACAAUAUAUCAGUUCCACAAGGCAAGGUGCAAAAACUUGUAUUUCAAAUAUUUGAGCUGGCGUUUGAUCCACAUUGCAGGUACGUUUCUUUGAUUUUUUAUUAUGACAAUUGAUUUUGGGAUUGUUCUAAUUUGCCUGAUUGCUACCACCGAUAGUCUAAACAUCCGUUUUAAUUUUACUGUUUUAAGAAACAUACUACAGGCGUACCUAUAUUUCCUUUACUAGCGAUUUAAUCAUUUAUUCCUUUGAUAUAUUGCACAGUUCCCGUUGGCUAAAAUCGACCGGCUUAUUCUCCCACAAUAAGCUAGCGCUGACCAAAUUUGGAAGAUGUUUUUGCCGGCCGAUAUCAGUACAAUUUAAGUGAACUCCCGGCGGUAACUGCACUGAUAUCGACAGAAAAAGGGACAGUAGAAGUGAAAUAGCUCAGUGGAAGAUUGCACACGUUAUGUUAAGAAGAAAAAGUCGAAUUACUGUCUAACAACGUGGCAAAAAUAGCAAAACAACUACACUCAAGGGAACUUAAUCUGCAUAGUCUAAAAGUAAGCGGCUUACACCAUUCAUGGCGAUUCUCAAUCAUCACCUAGCGUCUGAUUGGACCCUGUUGUUAUGAUGCAGGCAUUUUUUAAAAACGUAGGUUCUGCCCGUCGACAUUUGAGUAAUGGAACUUCGAUGGAACUUCUGUUUGGUAAAGUCUCCAGUUUCGUUGACAGUAUUCUUAAAAAUGAAAAAUAAUAAAGUAAUGCAUUUCCUUUGCAGGAACGACUAUUUAAACAUUUCAAAUGGUACUAACAUUAUCGGCCAAUACUGCGGUAACUUAACUGGAGAGGAAAUUCGUUUUUCACAUGAUUAUCUGGUUCUAACAUUUCACACUGGCAGGCGAUUUAACCAAACAAACAGAGGAUUCGAAAUAUUUUUCACGGAAGAUGUUAAAAUGCCUGGUAAGUCAAAUAAUGGUCUGAUCUCAUUUCAGAUAAUGUUAUAUUGUAUAUAGCUGGAAAUUUCUUCCCAACAGCGCGCGAUCUCACUGGUUACUCCGAGGUCACAUGACAUCUAACAAUGAAACUGUUUCCCGCAAAAAUAUCUGAGUGGGUAACAUUGUAAAAUCUAAAGCUGAAUCUAUGACGUCAGAGGGUAAAAAUCCAUUGUUACCAAUGUUGACUGACGGCCGCCUUUACAGCGAAGUCAUUGAAUUUCCAGCUAUAUCACAAAACACUUAAAGACUGGUCCCUCGGGAAAAAGGUUAAUUUUGUUUCCCUCGGGAUCAGUCAUCAAAGCCUGGUUUUCACUAGCCCAUAAGCAUAAGCAUAAGGACAUAAGCACACGCAGAAUGGCAUAUUUGACUAGAAACUCGACACCAGCUCUUCUCAACCCGAUGAUAAACAAGAUGGCGGACGAAGCGUCCCCAAUAUUGUUUUUGAUAUGUUCGCAUGGGGUCCGGGUCAAAGUGAUCUAUGAUUGGUCCACGGCCUUGAGCUUAUCCUUGUGCUUAUGUCGACCCAGUUUUCACUAGUCAAAUUGACAUAAGCAUAAGCAUAAGCACACGCUUAUGCUUCUUAUGCUUAUGUCGACCCAGUUUUCACUUGCUGAUAUCUGUGCUUGUGCUUAUGCUUAUGUUUAUGUUUAUGCGCUGGUGAAAACCAGGCUUAAGUGUUUAUUAUGCUUUGCUCGUAUGCAGUUAAACCCCAGUCCUCGGGUGAAAAUGGCGGUAAAGAAGCUACCCUAGCUCUUCCUCACACAAAAAGCAUAAUUUGCUAAAUCUCGUCCAAUAGUUGUUUGAUUACAAAAAGCUCAGAUGACUAGCUAUAUCCAACUAUCAUAAGGACAUAGCUGUUCUAUAGAAACGAAAGAAGACAAACAGAUCAGUUUUAGCAAUAACUAAUUCCUACAUGAACAAGCGCUACGACUCGCUGAUAUGACAAUUAAUUAUGGAAUUGGCGACUCGGAAGGUAACACAGAACAAUGGAGUGCUCUGGUAAAAAUGGAAGCCCCAAAGUCAUCGCUGGGGGGCUGGUCGGAGGGUGGCUGCUGUAAUCCAGCAAUUCACGAAUAAACAGAUUCGAAUACACUUGAAACUUAACUAGACACCCAAACAUCGGUCAGGGGGGACUUACAUAUGACUAAUAAGGAGACUAUCUCAGUCACAAAAGCUGAGCUGAUGCUAAAAGGAAUGCGCUGAUUGAAACUUAAGGAUCUAGUCUUUUACUACAAAUGUCUCUUUGGCUCUACUGACAUUAAUGUUCUUGAACAUACAUCGUUUAUUUCUCACGGCCGUACCAGACAAAGUAGUUCUUCAAUCUUAAAACUCCUCUUUGCAGAACCAUCACUUUUUUAAUCGUAUUACUAAGUCAUCGAAUUUUGUCUGUUCACUUAAGUCCCCUACUAGUUUCUUUAGUAUGUAAUUUUUUAGGCAGUUUGUUUAUAAAACUAUGAUCACCACUCUGGUUAAUACCUAUGAGGUGGAAAGAUCUUGUACGUGGAAAUUAGUGAUGACAUGUCCCUGUCAAAGGUGGAAGUGACUCACUUUUUUGUUAAAAGCUCACAUCUAGGGUUUGAAUUAAUUUUUUUCAAAGGUGAAAUAAGUUAUUUAACAGCAUUGUUUGUAAUUAUAAGUAACAACAGGACGGUGCCUUGCAUGGGUCUAGGGUCCCGUUUGCACUUGUCCUUUUGGAGAUCCGCAAUUGUUUUUUAAUUAGUAUAAGUAAUAGGAUGAUUUGUAGUGAUAUUUGUCAUAAAUACCGCGAGUGAUAUUUCAAAAUUCGUUAAACGUAAUUUCAGGAGCUGUUAGGCGAGUGAAAUUUGCGACAAUUUUGAAAUAUCGUGGGAGGUAUUUAUGCCAAAUAUCACGUACAAUUGUCAAAUCAUGCUAUUAUUUGUUUUCACUACUACCUGCCAAGGUUUUGUAAUUUUCACAUGUAGGUUUUUCAAAUUAAGCUGAAAUACCACUACUCUAAGCCAAUCAAAUUGCAGAAAUUUCUAAUUCAGUAGUUUUUGUAAUUAUCGUUAACUAUUUCUAUUUUAUUUCUUUAAUCACAUGUCUCCUUGUUAAUUCUUUCAUGGUUGCAGUUUUGCCUCAAAAAAGUGUUUCUUUUCGAAUGUCAGCUGUUUGAAUCUCUCCUACGACUCAAUUAUUUUUCUCUCCUAUUAACCCAUUCGCCCCUGGAGAUUUUGCCGAAAAACGCGCUUUAAAGCUAGUCGAGCGGUUUUCUGGUCACUGUGGUGCUAUCAAGAGCUAAAAUUUACCACAACGCCGGUUAUAGGUCUUACACUUCUCGGCCUUCUGAUCCAGAUGCAAAAUAUCAGCUUGCGAAGUUCGGGCAUGCGCAGAAAGCAAAAUUUCUCGUUCUCUCCUCCCCUCUUUUUUCGCUUUUCUUGCCUUAUUUUUUUUUCUCUUGCUGGGCAUUUAGUAGGCUUUAUUUUGGUGGGAAAGGUUUUUAGGAAAGGUUUUAGGAUCUUAAGAUUAGAUGAAAGGAAAGGUAGGUGGGUAGUGGAACAAGAUUUUCAUGGAAAUUUUCAGGUCAACGUUACAUAGUUUUUGGCAUUUUUCUCCGGUGUCCUUGACUGAAUUGUGCUCAUUCUGGUAUGGUUUGAAAGACCUCUUCACUUUCCACAAGCUAACGGACAAAGUUGUCCUUGACCGUUAGAACUGAUGACUUCACAAGCGGUAGAAAGCACGAGGACCGUAUGGACAUAGUUUUAAUAGUUCGGACAAAAGACAUGCCAACUUUAUAAACUUCUCUUAUAUCUGACUAUAUUUCAGCACCUUGUCCACCAGGCUGGGUCUCCAGUGUUUAUGGUUCCUGCUUUAAGAUAUCUUCCGAACCACUGGAAGGGAACUCAGCAAAAGCCGCCUGUGAAGCACUGGGAUCAAGUCUCAUUGUACUGAACUCAAAACCUGAAAUACAAGAACUCACUGGAAGAACAACAUCCCAUUUGUGGAUUGGUUUGCAGAAGGAUUCUAAGGGCACUUGGCUUUGGGUUGAUGGGUCCCGCGUUUUUUUCGAAUACUGGUGGCCUGGAGAGCCAAACCAUGCCCAUACUGCAGAAGAAUGUGCAGUAAUGAGCCCAUACGUUAAAAAAUGGAAUGACUUGCCUUGUGGAUAUAAAUACAAUUACGUUUGUGAAAUCAAAGGUAAAACAAAUUUCUGAUUUAAUAACAAUUCAAAUGCGACAUAGAAAUUUCUACCAGAGCCGAUAGCGCCUAGACUCGUAUUCAGUUUCUAUCUUCGUGUCUUCAGGUUACCAAAGGAUUUUGGGAUAGUUUGACAUGCACGGAUAUCUGGGAAAUAUAUAUAUAUGGGAAAGGACGCUUCCCCCGUCAUAACUCCUCGCGUGACUCUGAGAAAAUGAAAAGUAACGAAUUACUGGGUACGAGUCUGGAUAAAGUCAACUAUCAAAAUUAAAAGCGAUCGAGUGAGCCUUCCGAUAGUUUUAGUAAACCCACGGCUUCUACUAUUAUUUUGUGCUAUUUUUUACCUUUAAUUUCAUCGGACAGGACAGCUCACCUUAUAUUUAUAUCUGAGAAGAAGACUAAAGCUAUUGAAAUUGUUUUUUCUUCUGGCUUCAAAGUUUCAAAAAGGGAAUUUGUAAUAGUAAGUUCUACAAACAACAGAGAAGUAGGGUUUUAAAGGGCAACCUCGUCCCCAGGGCUUUUCCCUCAAAAAAUGGGUUUUUUUGAGGGAAAAGCCCUGGGGACGAGGUUGUUUAAAGGGAUGUCAAAAUUAUAAGCCUAGCAUAAAAAUUGUUUUCAUCGGAGGGACGUACUAACGAAGAAAUCCCAAAUGCUCUAGAUCCCUCGGGAAAGUGGGCGUUUGUGCUUGACGGCUCCAAAUAAGAAUCAGUAUUAGUUUUUCGGGAGCCAAGCAGUCUAUUUAAAAGUUUAUUUAAAAAAAACAAUAUAAUUAUGGGGUUGUUGUUGGGCUAAAAAAAUAACAAAACAUCAAAUUCCUUUUAAACUAACGAGUGUGAGUUCUAUUAAUCUUUUAUUGCCAAAUAAUACUUCACUCUUGUGCAUGUCUUCAGUGGCAAAAAGAAAAACAUAUCAUAUCCUGAGCUGAGGCUCGCGUGUCCGGUGUAAGAAAGGAAUUUCGGAAAUCUCGAAUCUUGAUAUAACGACUUUCGUUUGCAGGUUGCCCUCCAUCUUGGAUUCAAAUUCUAGGCUCUUGCUUUAGAACCUGGCCCAUCACUUUGGAUUGGUUUUCGGCAGAAUUUUCAUGUGAUGCAGUUCGAUCUUAUCUUGCAAGGGUAAAUUCACAAACUGAACAACAAGCACUUGGCUCAUAUGUGGGGAAAAGCACGUGGAUUGGUCUGCACAGGAAACCCAAAGAAAACUCAAGUUGGGUUUGGGUCGGUGACUCGCAAGCUAAUUACAUUAAUGAGGUUCGUAAUCAACUGGACAAUUUGACAGAUCAGGAAAAUUGUGUAGAAAUAAAUUCGAAAGGACAACUGAACAAAAGGACCUGUAGUCAUCAUCUUCAUUACGUUUGCACAAUACAAGCAGGUAAGUAAGUAAGUGUGUUUGUUUAGGAAAUAAUCAGGGUUUUUCGUCGGGGUUGCGCAUUGCUAAAAGCACUCGUAUCCCAUCAAUGUGGCCUGUGAAUUUUUUUGUUUUUGCCUUAUCGCCCUGCUCUGAAAUGUUUUUUCCAGGUACACUGGUUUCAUCUUUACAGAAAAGUCAACAUUAUAAAUUAGUUUUGCAAUUUUAGGAGAAUAUGCAUCAUAAUAACCAGAUGGUGAAAAUUUAAUUCCUUAGCAGUGAGGUGGUGGUGUUUUUUUGUAUUGGGUAAGGAAGUUGAAACAUCAGUGAUUGUAUGUUAAAACACGUUUUACGACAAACUGACACAACAAACGUAUGGAUAUGAAAUCCAGCAGACUGCGCCGGGUUGGCAGCAAUGAAUACGUGUUAGUCUUCUUUACUGCCAAAUUGCCAAACGUUUUAAUAAAACGUAACCAUGACUGUACUUAAAUUUCAGUUGGAUUUUUAUCCCUCUUAGCUAUCUGGAUCCUAAGAAAGACCCCAUAUUUUUCAGAAGUUUUCCCGUCCUCCAAAAACAGAAAUAAUCUAUAAAACAUCUAGCAGAUCCUAAAACUAGUCUAAGACCGAUUUCGUUAACCACCCCCUCAAAAAUAGAGAUAAAUAAAACAUUUAGGCCACCCUCUAACCAAUGUAAAAUACCCUUGACCUCGCUCCCAGUAUUUAGACCCUCUCCUCCCCUCUUCACUAACAUAUAAUGACCAUUGUGAAGACGGCAAUGCAAGACCGUAACAUAACUCCUUUUGACAAACCUUCUGGUACUUCACUCACAACGUGGCAAGAUGUACAUUACUAAGCUCUUCCUUUACUUACUGUACGUAAAUCCAUAAGGGACUAAGUGCAAAAAUCCUUCCUCUGGGGAUGGCAUGGUUGUCUCUGAUUGUCGCUUAUCAACUCAACAAUAUGGAAUGACUUGUUCGUUUAACUGUGCCCGUGGCUAUCGUGUCAGUGGCCCUUCGUCUGCUCGCUGCGGAAUAGGCGGAGCAUGGAGUGAGGACAUUCACACAGUCAGAUGUCAUGGUUUGUAUCCUAUUUUAGUCUUCUUUUUUUCGUGUAUUACACAUAGACUGAACUCAAUUAUGUUUUCUUGGCGAUCGGAAUGAAUGUCACGAAUCCCGAGGCAGAAUUUCCUAUUGUCUCAAGCAAAGCACAACAUCCAAUUAUCACGCAGCAUAAAAAUAUUUAGCUAGUAAAGUAAAGCGCUAGAAGAUUAAGAAGAACAUGAUCUCGCGCGAUGCAUCCCAGUAAUGAAUAGCUUCCAAAAACCUUGUGCACUGUGGUUUUUAGAGUGCUCAAUUAGCAGUCUUAUCGUCAUCAUCAUCAUCAUCAUCAUCAUCAUCAUCGUCAUUAUCAUCAGUGGAAGCAGUAUCAUUAUCAACUAAAUCGUCACCACUACCGUCGUUAUCAUUAUCAGCAUUAACAUCAUUAUCAUUUAACAUCAUCGUCAACAUAAUUGUCAUCAACAAUCACGGUUACCGUAAACGUCAUCGUUUAAUACCAUCAUCAUCACCAUCAUCGUCAUCAUCUUCGUAAUCGUCAUCAUUGUCUUCAUCAUCAACAUCAUCAUCAAAUCACUGUCAUCAUUUAUACGAUAUUCACGAUCAUUGUUGUCUUGUGUGCCAGGAUCGGAGCCAAGGUUACGGGCUCCUGUAAAGCUGAAUACUAACGGAAGGUUGGUUGCUGUAAAAUAGAAUGCGAAAACGCUCUUGGUAUGGGAGAUGGUGCGAUCUCUGAUGGACAAAUUAGUGCGUCUUCACAACUUGAUGCCCACCAUGGAGCCAUCAAUGGUAGACUAACUUCAACAACCUUAGGAUCGUGGUCAGCUUUCAAUAAUGAUGUUAGGGAGUGGCUCCAAAUAGAUCUUGGCAGUCAAGAGAGUACCAUUCUGGCAAAGAUUGCUACACAGGGAGAAAAUGCUAACAGCCAGUGGGUCAAAAAUUAUACAUUACAGUACAGUGGAACUGGUAUGACCUUCCAGAUUUACAAAGAGCAAGGAAAAAGCGAAGGAAAGGUGAGGAAAUAAGCCGCAUUUAAAGAAAACACAGUCUUUGUUAUUUCUUUGCUUUUUUUUAUCUGUCCUAAGCGCUUUUUGGUUUCCUUUUUAUCCAUUCGCACCUGUCUUGACUGUAUUUACAGACCAUCCCUUCCUUGUUAUCUUAAAAAAAAAAAAUAGUAAUUUUUCAUCUCUCUAACGAUUGCCCUAGUAACUCCUCAAGUAUUCAUUGAAUAAUCUGACUAAUCUGUCAAGGCAUAUUUGAAGUCUUAGUCUUUUCCCCAAAUAUUCUUAAUCCGCGCAGAAUAGGCUUUUCAUUUAUGGUGGCAAGUGAGACCUGCAUUUAUUUACUGGACGAACUCUAAGCCAUGGUGGUGCAUGGAAUAUGUUUAUGUAGCUGUUUACCUGUUAACCUGUCCAUCAGAAUGACAUUGCCAGUUAACUGUUCUGAAGUUUGUCUAAGACUAGUCACGUAUGAAUUUUAACCAGUGAAACAAAGGGACACCUUAAAUGCCAAUAGAUGACUUAACCAUAAACAAACAAUAUUGGCUUAUUAUAAAAGGCAAUUUCAGUUUCGAUGACUCCUGUAAACACUUAAAUUUGAUUCCUUUUAUCUAGCAAUUUUACAAUAUAUGUUCUUUUUUCCUAUUUUUUAGGUGUUCGAUGGCAACACAGACCCGGAUACCAUUGUUUCUAAUAAACUAAAUCCACCCAUUAGAGCACGGUACGUCCGUUUUCUACCAACAGCUUGGAAUAAACACAUCUCGAUGAGGGUAGAACUCUAUGGCUGUAAAGGUAAUGCGUUAACUUCCUUUCAAAAAACGUCUGGGACUCAUAAGGGUUGGGUUGAUGAACAUGAUCCCUCUCGCUACGCCCCUGGAUUUGAACUUCUGUAUUUCCCAGAGACUGCAUUUUAUUUCAAAUAAUAAAGAAAUUAUGUAAGUUUUGUGACCCUCUGCAGCUUACGUAAAUAAAGAAACAAAAGAACCUUUUAAAUAGACGAAACCUUCCUCAAUCUAACAAUGGAUGUAACCUUUCAUUAGGAACACCCAAAUUUCACCAUUGGUUCCUAGAUGGAUCUGAUGCAGAAGUAAGGUAAGUAGAAAAACCACCUAUUAUAUAAAACCUUAACAACAAACAAAAACAAUAACAAUGAAAAUAGUUAUAAUUAUGAUAAUUAUAAAAGUAAAUUAUAACCAUAAUAAAAAUCUCCCAGAAUCCCUUUGGAGCAAUUUGGAGCAAAGUUAUGUUCUACCUUAUAAUUUGUUUAAUGACCAAAAGAGGGACAUGACGUAAUCAGUCACGCGACCAGAGCGUUUUAAAUAUUUUAGCUCGUGUGUAAAGUACAUUUGUCGUCAUAAAUUGGCACGUUUUUGUUGUUUUUCUUUAGAAAUAUUUACACUCUAUUGCCUCUGAGUAGUUAUUAAUACCUCCACUUUCAAAGCAGAAGCAAACGAAAACUGAGCCACAAGUUUAAAAAUUGCGUAAAUAUUGACAGAUUUUGCAAGUUUAAAUCGCAAAAGAGACUUGCUUACUUAGUUUUGUAGAAUCAUUUUUUGACUGAACUGUUUGUUUCCCGAAAUAAAAGUUCAAUGUUUGUCAGUAGCAGUGAACUUUAAAAAGCCAAAAGGAUCUAUAUUUGGUGGCCAUAUUAUUUUUCUACUUUCCGGGGAGUGAGCUCAUGCGGCAGCAAUUCUAACCCUAAAAGCCGAUUAGUUUUCUACCCUAACAGUAAAACAAUGGAAAUAAUUACAAGCAAUAAUGUGCUAAUGCUUUCUCCGACCAAUGAAAAGACGCCUUACGAGCAGCUGCUGCGGUCGGGAGGAGGGAGAGAAUCGUAGCAUAUGGAUACGCUAGUACUACUGAGUACUAAGUAAGUAGUAAGUACUACUUAUCCAAGAUUAUUACACUGUACUUACCAUGAGUGUGAAUAAAACAAAAGCAAAUGGAAUCACUCUUCACUAUAGCGAACAACCUCAAACUGUGAUUUUCUUAAAAGUAUGCAAGUACGAAAUAUCGCGAAGCUCGCGCGGCAGAGCAUUCCAUAACCUGGGCGGAGCCACCUGGAAGGACCUAUCGUCUAGUGUAACCUUAGUUCUAAAUGUUGACGAUGCUAAAAAAUCCCACCUGAUCUGAAGUUAUAUGCGCCUUGCGAUUUCAAAGAAACUAAGUUCUGAAUGUCUGUAGGGGCUAUGCCAUAGAUAGCCUUGAAUGCAAAUAACAAAAUCUUACAAUGAAUGCGCUGCUUUAAGAGAAGCCAAUCAGCGUAGCUCAUACAGUACAACAAUGGUGUAAUAUGAGGCAUGAGUUAGACCAUACAAAAGGCUAUUGCAGUGGUCAACGCGAGAAGUGACCAAUGAAUGCACUAAGGUAUUAGCUUCUUCGAGGCUUAGAAGCUUGCGAAUACGAAUGAUGUUAAGUAGAUGAAAGAAAGUUAAGCUACAGAGCAUGCUACUAUGAGUAGAAAUACUAAGUUGAGAAUCAAACCAGGGACCCAGAUUCCUGACAAUUGGCUUUGUGUUCACAACAGACUCACCAACAGUAAUACUACUAAUGUCAACCUUAGUUGGCUGUUGCUUGGUACCAAAACAACUCAACCUCGUUCGCAGGUCUUUUUUUUGGUUAACAGUUCAAUAAUCUGCAACUUUGCUACACGUUUGACGUCAUCGGUUUAAUAUGGCAAAAUUUUUCCAAAUUUGGUCGACAAUAGCUUAUUAUUAUGAAUUGUACGUGGGAUUUAAGCCAAUCAGAAACGGAGAAAUAUUUAAAAUGAAUAAUAAUCGUUUUUAGAUUGCCUAAACUACUCUAAUAGAAACAGAUAUUUCGCGUAGGGCCCUCUUUUUCAAUUGUCCUUUUUUUUUUACCAGGUAUAUUGGUCCGGUUCACUAUAUUGACGGCUGGUGUCCUGGCAGCAAGGCCGCAUAUUUCAGUAAAAACGGCUCCUACGUCACUUUGCCAAUAAUAAACAUAACGAACUGCGACUUCACGAUUGCUUUUUGGAUAAAAUCCUUUGGUUUAAAUGGGCCUUUAAUGGCACUUUGGUCUAUGAGUGGGAGACUAUUCUACGCAACAAUCAAGAAUUCCAGGGUUAUCUUAUCGAUAUAUAACAGUCUUGAAAAGACAAGCUUCGCAAUCAAUUUUUGGAAUCAUAUAGCUGUAACUUGUACACAGUCUCAGAUCAAGGUCUUUGUUAAUGGUACAGAGAUACCACCAGUAAAAGAACAGUGGAACGAGUACUUAUUCUUAUUAGCAACCGCGCGCGAUCGCAAUCUCUCUUCGGAAAAUGUAAUAGGGAAUGAUCCAGACUUACUCAAGUUGCCAUUGGUAAAUGGGACUUUUGAUGGAGCGGUAAUGGACCUUCAUGUAAUUGGAAUUGCCCUGUCAGCGAAUAAGAUUUCAGACCUGAGUAAAAGUGAGAGUCAGCAUAAAUUUGAACAAUUUAAAAUUUAGGUCAACUACUCGACGACAAAGAACUUUUAAAGACCUUCGGUAGAAAGAAAAGCAGUCCAUUUUUAAAACGAUAUAUAAAUUUUGCACGGCCUAAAAUAAUGUUUACGUGAAACAAUUAAUAUUCAACCUGUAAGGUGUAAAAGAUAAUCUACGAGGCGACCCUGUACCAUAAGCCUGGUUAAACCAGUGUUAACUAAGGUGUAAGCAUGGUUCGUCCGCCAAAUACAUCAUUCUAAAAAAUGAAACAGUGACAGUAGACAACUCUAAAAAUCCACUGACUUUGAUGGAUCCAACGCUAAAGGUUGUCAUUUCAAAUUUGUCCCCUUUUUGGGUGAGUGUGUUAUUGGCUUGACGUACGUUUACAUGACAUCUAAUAUUUUUAAGAUGGAGAGAUAACAGAUUUUCUUAUUAAGUGCGCGCUCCGCGCGUGAAUCUUGGCUUGUAAAUCAAAACGUUUGCGCAGGAGGGUGUUAAGUUACGAGAGGUCUUUAAAGGUUAAGGCAAGUUUUAGUGACCUGCAAAAAAAAUUAAUAACUAAUGAUGACUCUUUUCGAUAAUUAAAGGCAAGCCCAAAGCUCCUGUUAUUUACAACAAAGAAAAUGAAAUAAAUGGUUGCACGGUGAACUUGUCAUGGAGUCGUGGUGUGUGUGCGACAACAAAGAACACCAUACGCUACAGAGAGAUAAAUCCUCAGGGCAACGCAGCCGAAUUAUUAGAUCUCACUGUUGACGAACCAGCAAUAACCUUUCAUAUCAUGACGCUUGACUGUGACAAGAUCUAUGAGAUAGCAGUCUCAUCGUGGUUUGGAGAACUUCAGAGCGACUGGUCAAUUUCUUGGCGGGUUAAAACAAACUCAGGUGUGGUAUAAAUAAAAGAAAAGUUCGUUGGUUACCCCGUGCAAAUAGUGUUAGUUUCCCCUCGACAUUUAGAGGGCCUGGUUUUCCCAAAAGCAUAUUACGAUAAUGCACCUCUAAUCUCAUUGGAACUUUGAUGACACGCAGCUCUAGUCUUUUAGUGCUAGGGUCCAUUUUUUACAGUGCUGUUGUUUGUUUUUUGUUUACUCAGCUAAUCCAGUGAGGCCUUGAAAGAGCCUCUUACCGCCCCAAAAGUCAAUUCACAAGUAUUCUUCCACGCUUUAAUUUGUUCUUGUCAACCGACAAGGCCACCAUGACGUCACCAAACCAGCUAUACCGCAGUAAUAGGCCCAAUGCAAAAAUGGCCGCUGGAUUAAUAUUCUUUUGUUUAAAUUAAAAUUAGCCCCGUUCGACAGUACAAAAUUCAGCUAGUCAGGCUAAUUUUAAUUUAAAUAUUUACAUUUACAUUUAUCAUCUUGCAACAUCUAUAACAGACAUAUUCGCAAGCAAGAAAAGAAUAUUAACCCAGAAGCCAUUUUUGCAUUGGGUCCAUGCCUCUUCAUAGGGAGCUUCAUGUUCCCUUUUUCGGUAUAAUUAUGAGAAUUGGUAGUUUCUCCCUUAUCCCACAAGUUCAAUGUUUCCCUAUACCUAGAAAGUAGAUGUCAAGAUAUCCUUCGUUUCGUAGAAUUAAAAGAUCAUGUUCUCUUAUUCCAGUUGUUUCCGCAGAUACCUGGAAAGACACUUUAAACUUAUAACUUAAACGUUUAAAAACCCAAAAUUGUCAUUCUCCUAAUGUGUGCUCUAAGAAUAAGUUCUAAAUCAAGAUCAAAGCGACAACCAGUGUUUCCUACAAAAUUAUCAUUAUUGUUUCUGACCUUACAGUUAACAAUGGCACGUCAAAAAGUUUGGAAAUAGCUGUUGGGAUUACCGCAGCUCUGGUGGCAGCAAUUAUCGUGGGGAUAAUUUUCUACCGAAAGAAACAAAAAGAAGAAGAACGGUAUGCAUGUUUUUAAUAUUAAAUUCGAAUUUCGGUUAGAUUGAAAAAGGGUUACGUCAUCUUUACCUUGGUCCAGUAAAAUUUACUGCGGUAUCUCUUUCUUCCCAAGGUCUCCGGGAAAAUAAAAUACUUUUGGUCGGCCUGGAAAACCGUUGUGUGUGUGUUUUUUUAACUCCUUGGAGCAUUUUCGGAUCAAAUACAUGUGUGUCAAGUAGUUCAAAUGCUGAGAAUACAUGUUUUUGUCUUUGACAACAAACUUAAAAGUUUGGUCCACAAAAGAUUGCUGUAUGGCAAAAAGAAAAUCAUUUCGAAGUCCUCACCCGCUCAGGUAACCAAUCAGGACUCAGAAUUCGCUUGACCUUCUCCUUUCGCGGAGCCACUCCUAGAGUACUAACCAGCCAGGCCGGAAAGAGACAAAGAGAGAGAGAGAAAAAAAGGAAAACAAACUGUCACGCUUAUUUCUUCUUUUCUAGUCCAUACAGUCUCAUUCCGAUUAAAGUGCAAUUUUUCCACAGAAGCCCUGCUUCAGAGCAAUAUUUGUUAUUGAUAUUUGACAUCUCUUAUUUAGAUCCAAGAAAGAAAUUAUUCAUUUUCUGUCACUGGAAGUCUCACCCGAGCGGGUAACCAUUAUGGAGGAGCUUGGUCGAGGGGCUUUUGGCAGGGUUCAUAAGGGUGUGGUGAAGGAAAUACUAAAACCAAAUGUAGAUUACAAGAACAGCCAACGAACAUUGGACAAAAACGGAGGACGAGUUAUCGCUGUUAAAGUUCUUCUUGGUAAGUUACUUAUAAUUAGAAUAAUAAUAAUAAUAAUAAUAAUAAUAAUAAAAUAAAAGACCUAUUGCAGUGGCGGAUCCAGGGAGGGACCCGAGGGCCGGCCCCCCUUAUUUUAAGACCAAACCUCUUAUCUCAGGGUCUGGAUGACCGACCCACCCUCCUCCCCACUUCCUGAAGGUUUGGAUCCGCCAACGCAAAAAACAUCUUGUACACGUACCUUGAUACGUAAAUGUUGAAACUGUAUUAUAUUUAGCAGUACGAUAUGAAGAAUUAAGCAGAUCGAGGAGGCCCACCGAGGCCGAAGGCCGAGGUAGAUAACACCCUCCGAGUGCUUACUUGCAUCAUAACACCCUCUAUGCUUACUUGCAUCGAUGUUAAGUUCAUCUUCGACAGUGUACUUUAGUAUAGUAUUGUAGUUAACGGUUUAUGAUUAGCAGGAGUAAUUUCCGUUGGCUAUCCAGAGAAGCCUGAUGUCAAAGUUUGUCAGAGGCCUUUUUAAAGACUUUUUCUCAGGCAAAAAAUGAACGGCACCAAGGGAGCUCUGCCUGUUCCUCUGAAAUGGGUGAUCUUUCCUACCCGAGUAUUCUUGUUUUUUUGUUGUUGUUGUUGUUGUUUUUUUUAGAAAAUGCUGGAGAGGAGGAAAAACGACAGUUUCUUCAGGAAAUUGACCUUAUGAAGGACGUUGGCUCGCAUCCAAACAUUCUAAGCAUAUUCGGCUUUUGGGUUCGGUCAGAGCCCAUCAUGUUGAUCAUGGAGUAUGUUCCUGACGGAGAUCUUCUGCAAUGGCUUAGAAACAAACGACAGCAGGUAAAGCUGGUUCAUAUUCAUCGAUUUUAGCCAUUUUCACUUUUUCGAAUAUCAACUUUUGGAAUCCAUUUUGCCGCCAUGUGCAGUUUCGGUUUCAUUCUUCGCGGAAUACGGGUCAGCUUAUUUGCAUAACUUUGCACGCCGAGAUAUAUAUCGAAACUGCAUUCGCACGAGAUCCCCACACAUCGAUUUUGAUUGUAAACUGCGGAAACAUACCUUGCAUUAGCACAUAUAUAUUGUAGUAUAGUGUAGUUAACCGUGUGGGAAAAUAACCCUUCAAGUCUUGUAAAUUGCUUUACUAAUUCCCACUAGGAUAUUUGUAAGGCUAAUUCCGUCUUAACUAUACUCGCAGUUUACAAAGAAGAAAUAUGCUCAUACUGAUGUCCUUGAAAUACUUGAGCCGCCUGCUCCUGUGAGACGAAGAUUGAACCCUGCAAAGGAAGAAGGGCCGGAGGAAGACACGGAUGGGUGGGAAAUAAAAGAAGGAAAGGACGAAAAUGAAAAACCAGUGGCAAAUGACUCUAAGCAAAUGCUAGAACGACCAAACCCUCAGAAAUCAAGGAAAACAACAUUUGAUGACAAUGUUGAAAGCCAACUUGAAAUACCACCCCAGUUUUCGAUAUUGGAAGAAGACUCAACAUCACUGGGUCAGAGCUUGAAAAAUCAACUAGAAGUUGCUACGAACAUUGCUAUGGCAGGGGGCGAAAGACCCACUUAUCAGCUCACAACCUUUGAGGAACCGAAGAAAAGCGAUGAAAUUAGCUUUAUCAUAGAGAAAGAGGAUAGAAACAAAGCUGCUAAUGGAAAGCAUGAAGAAAUAGAAAGUUUGGAAAAUGCCAAAAACGAGUCACAAGGGGAUCCCGUGAACGUAUUAUCUUCAGAAACCAAACCUGGUAAAAGAGAACAUGAAAAGAGGAUACAGUCAGUACCACAGACCUUUGAAGACGACCAGCUUCCUGAAUCCUUUAAGAGCACAGAAGUGAGGAUCUGUGUAGAGCAGGACGAAGACACUUGUGACAACGACCAUAAAGAUUAUUUUAUUUCUGCAGAUGAUAUUAUGUGUUUUGCGUGGCAGAUUGCUAAGGGAAUGGUGAGUUAAAUAUUUUUUAUAACAAAAUAUCAUUCAAGCAAACCCAAAUAACGAGGUCUAAAAUAAUUCGUUGCCAAAAGAUGGGGUAAUAACUGCUCAUGCAAAAAUGGCUGAGCCUCGUUUCUUUUUGUCAUAUUUAGUAACCAUGAUUACUUCCUAGCCAAAAUCUGUCUAAGAAGUCAAUGACCAGCUUCAGUAGAAAAAAAGGUUCACGGAAGGGGCUACCAAGUAGAUAGAGAAGAGUAAAUUUUAUCGUAAUUCUGUUAGGAAUACUUGGCCAGUAAAGGAUUUGUUCAUCGCGAUCUGGCAGCCCGUAACAUCCUUCUUGGUGAAAACAGAGCGGUGAAGAUUUCUGAUUUUGGAUUGCUACGCCGCACGGGUGAAAGUGAGAUAUAUGAGGUGGCAACCGUUAAGAAACUGCCCAUAAAAUGGACGGCACCUGAAGCAUUGCAAACUGGAACUUUUACUUCCAAGAGCGACGUGUAAGUUUCAUGAUAACUGUGCGAUAUUUCUUAGGCCUAGAUUUACCUCCUACGCAAGCCGGCGUUAAGCACAAGCACCAUAAACGUUUAAGCGUCAUCGCAGAAACCUACUAUACUGAGUCAACUUCCUUAAAUUCCUCUAAGUCCUUAAAGGGGCUCUGUAACACAAGUUGCUAGCCUCUUCAGCUAAAACCUGUCUUCGCAUCGAUUGAAUUCAGUUUUGUCAUUUGACUAUAUUUAGGGACUGAAACUGUUUCCUGUCGUCUGUUGCUAAGGAUAGUAAGGAUGGACACGGAUAUUGCCCAACUUUUUCAAUUUCUAAUGCUAUGCAUACAAUAAUCACCAAAACAUUAUUAUGAUUAUUGUUCCGUGAUAAAAUUUAUUUAAUAUCUUCUUCAUAACUCUACAGGAGCAUUUUGUGUAUGAUUGGGCAAAGGCAGUAACUAAAGACUUCAGCACAGAAUUGACGUAAAACGGUAAUACCCUCGUGACAAAGCCCCUUUAACCAAAGACACUUUUCAGCAAGACCAGGUCACUCUUAGGAAAUUUUUGUUACGCAUUCCAGGAGCUUUUUGAAAGACUCCGAGUCACUGUCUCGCAAAACAACUGGUGAUUAAUAAAAUCACACCCAGUGGUCAGCAUGUUACUUUGUCGAGAACCGUCAUUUUUGUUGCUGCAGAUACCCUUCUGAAAUCUUAGCAUGGGCGAAAACUAUUGACUUUUCUACAAACAGAAAAAAUUCUAAAAUUAUUGAUGUUAGGAUUCGAAACAAUAGAGAGGAAUAAAAUGAAUCUGAAAUUAAAUGAGUUUCUCUCUUCCUCCUAUCCGAACAUUUUGGAUUAUAAGCUCAGUGUUUUACCAUUUCAACGAUUAUUUGUUUCGAUCAUGCCUUGUUCCUUAGAUGGUCCUUCGGAGUUCUUUUGUGGGAAAUGGCUACCAUGGGUAAGAUAUAUUAAAUGGUUUUACUGAUAUUGGAAUCAGAAUGAUUUCUCAUUUUAAUUGUUUUAUUUCUAUUAUUAUUAUUAUUAUUAUUAUUAUUAUUACUAUUAUUAUUACUAUUAUUAUUGUUAUAACUAACCGUUCUUGAUGCAUUUCAAGUUGGCUUAAAAUUUCUUUGACCCUUCCUCUUUGAUCAGUAAAUUUGACAUUUUAGGGGGAACUCCUUAUCCCGGAAUUAGCCAUGCCCAGUUGCACAAUGCCCUUAAGACGGGGUAUCGCAUGGAACAACCAAACACUUGCAGUGAUGAAAUGUAAGUAAGCUUAUUGCAGUUAAUAUUUGUACCAAACAAGGAACACAACAUGACGAUAUAUACAUAAUAAACCUCCAAACGUUCAUAAAGCCACUUUCUCGACCACUUUUUUUUAGUUCAUCUGGGAAAAGUCAGAUGUAAUAUCUAAUACUAUUCGACUACCUUAAUCUUCAUGGGUAGCCUGUGAAAUAAAAAAAAUAUACUGAUGGCGCUCUAGAGCUGGCAAGUAAACCUGAGACUUUGCGACUCGGCUGCGAUUAGCUGUCGGUCAGACGAGGUAAAAUCAUCCUGCAAUUCUAUUAAUGUUCCUAUGGCGUCAUGAACGUCAAUAGUUACCCACAAAUGCUCCUCUUUAAAAAGGAUAAUUUCAUCCCUCCUUACUACUCUGGCUUUGCUCAAGUAAAAACCAAAUCUUAAGUAACCCUAUCGCCAAAACAUGGCAUGAUAAAUAGCUAAGAAGGUGAUAUACGAUCGUUCGUGUGAGUAAACUCCAGACUAAGAUUGUUGUUGACAGUGACUGACGUGCGGAAGUCGUCAUUAAAGUCAAAGUCAGUGGUGCAUCGCCAGUUCAUGGUAUUUGAAUUUCGUUAACGUCACGAUUGAUUAACUCAGACAUGGCAUAAAACAGAGUACUUGAUCUCAACAGAUACAAAUUAAUGCUGGACUGCUGGAAUGAUGACCCGAAUGAACGACCCUCAUUCUCCGAAAUGAUACCAACCCUGGAACAGAUGAUGACAGCUGAUACUCCUUACUAUGACUUUACACUGUUAGAUGAAAGUCAGGAAUGUUACAAUGAUCAAUGCCCCAGCACCAGCAAAACUGAUGGAUACGACACUCGAUUGUGA